GGGAACUGCUGGCAGUGCACAUGGCUGGCCAGAUAGAGACCUAUCAGCCUGCAGUGCAUGGGAGCUGAACAAGUUAUCACAAGAACAGCUGGAGACAAAAUCAGGAUGUGACAUCACUGGCAGGAAAAAAGGCAGUUUGUUUAAUGCAAACUUCACACAGCAUUGCUGUGAGUGUCCCAUGCUUAAAGCUGGGAGGGUUCUCUGGCUUUAAACCCCAGAUCAGCUUCACAAGCAGACAUUGUCUCAGGAUUCAUAUGGUGCUGCCAGUCUGACACACUCAGCUUCUUCUAACAAGGUGAGUCCUUUAAUUACUGUAAAAUAAUCCUGGCAUGCAGACAGAGCAAGGGGACUGCAUCAGGAGGGGUUACAGUACUAGCUAUUGCUGGGAGUCUAUGGGAGGCCAGCUUGGAAUCUCAGACACUGGAAUUGGUUACUGUGCAAUGGACAUUUUAUAAAGUAAAAUAUAUUAAAAAAUCUAAUCCAGUGAUGGCUAAACUUGGCACCCUAAAUGUGUGUGGAUUAUAGUCCCAUGAUGCUGAACUAAUCCUAAGCAUUUGCAGACUCCUGGGGCCCCCACUUGUUAUUCUGAUGGUGAGCUCAGAGUAGUAGGAGUUGACUUUCCUAAAUGUUCAUUGAACAAUCUGCUGGCUGGGCGUUUGGAUGAAUGUAGCUCACAUUUAGAGUGCUAAAUUCAACCAUCACUACUUAAUCUGAUGCUGAGAUAAGGGUAGCAGGAGCUGAUCACUAAUAUUGCUAAAUAUUCUGAAAUAAACUGCUGGUGUCCUCUUAGCUUUGUUUUUAUUUGGACCCCACGGCUUGUAGUGGUAAGUGUUUGUGAGGUUUAAUACAUGUCUGUGUGCAUUACUCAUGAACUUUCUAAACUAACUCCCAAGAGGCCCUGGAGAGUAUUAACCCUUAAACAGUUCAUCAUAUACAUUGUAUACAGGUAAAGGGGUUCUGGCGUGCUAUGAUUUGAAGAUGUUCUGGGAUUAUAUGAAUUUCAGGAGAUAAUUAGUCUGCAAGGUAUUUAUAAAGAGAAUUCAAUUCUUGUAGUAGUGUCAGACAUUAUCCAGUGCAAGCGGAGCUAUAGAGCAUGACCUUGUGACACUUCGACACACCAGGAUCUGGUAAACGUAGUCUGAUGCCCCGAAUAUUUGUCCUGUUACCCUGACACACAACCCAAUGAUAUAGGAUUCUGGCAUGCACCCAUAAAGCUCAUGAAGCUGAGAUUCUAAGCAAUGCCAGGUGAGUCUAUAAGACACUGGCCAAUGCCACAUGAGAUUUGUAUCAGUGCCCUGAAACCCUGGCCAUGUGUCUCGACUUCCUGAUAAUCAGGUUGUGUAUCCCAAUAAAGUGUCUAUUCACCUAGAAAUGAGAAAAUUGCCAACGGUUGGAGUUCCCCUAACAUCUGUUGUAUAACCUGAUACCAUGGGUAUUUCUCAUGGACCCCUCAUACAAUGAGCCCUCUGGCCAUAUACCCCAACACAAAUUGACGUAAAGCAGGCUGGUAUCCUAAUAUGACCCUGACACCCCAACAAUCCUGCCUUUUCCCCCCCCUCCUUUACAUUGAAAACCCAACAUGCAAUAUAUUGAGCCCCAAUCUCUUAUGCGUUUUGUACUCUGUCCAUGAUAUUAAUUUUACAUUACAUUUUUUUCCUAUUUUAUAUUGAACGGAUGCCACGAAACCUCUCUCCCUUUCAGCGGGCCUGGGUUUAAUAAAUGUGUUCAGUUUAUUUAAAAAAAAAAAAGAAGCUUUUGUAUGUAUAUAUAUACUCCAUUACAAGACAUUCCUUCGUUGAAGGGGUUAAUGUGCUAAAUUGUAACUUUUGCUGAAUUGCCUAAGGAAUGUCCAAGUUUAGGUGCAAAUUGCUUAACUGGAAAGAAUGUCUUUAUUUCGUUGAGUUGAACAUUUUUCAAUUCUUCUCUUUUGGCCUCAGUUAUGCAUUCCAUAAGCUCUCUUCGUAUUGAAUAAAGGCCAAAAUCUGUUUUCAGAUCCCCAUCAUAGCAUUUAUUAAUGACUUAAAGUACAACUGUCCCCUCAACGCUAUUAUUAAUAUUAUUUUUUAAUGUAAUAAUCCUUUCAUCAAGUUUCAAAAGGAAAUUUAUUCUUUGUUCAAUUCAGUAUAUGUUGAAAAAAAUAAAACUGAAAAAUCCUUAGUACCAGACAGGAUCUUUCAGCCCAUACACCUUGGGUCAGACAGUGUGUAAAACCAGAUAGUUAGUCUCUAUGGUCUUCCCUGCUUCACUCCGUGUCCGUGCAGUGACAUCAUCGACCAUAUAACUGUCUGACCCAAGGUGCAUGUAUAUGGCUGAAGAAUUCUGUCAUAGAUUGUUGGUGAAAUGAAGUAUGUUAAACAAUGAAGAAAACUCAUCCCUACCUUUUAGUAUAUUUCCUUCCAAAACCUGAAAGGAUUAUUUUAGAAAAUAAAGAUGAUGUGGCUGUUGUCCUUUUAAAGGGACACUUUAGUGUUCGGAAUGCAAAGAUGUAUUCCUAACACUGACAUGUUCUCCUGCGCCCCCCCACCAGCAUUGUAAUGGGUUAAAUUACACUUUUUUCACUUACAACCCAAUUCCGCUGAUGUCCCUUGGUGAUGGGUUGUGUUCCACCAUUUCUUACAUUAAACAAUGGGGGGGGACACAUAAUAUGCAUGUGCAGCAACUUCUGUGUGAACGUUAGACCUUCUCCAUAGGCAAGCAUUGCCUCAAUGCUUUCCAUCGGGUUUUCCUUGACAUUGGAUGUCCUCAUGCAGAGUGUGAGGAUGUCCAGUGUCAUCUCAUAAAGUGAAACUCCAGGGAGUUCCUCUAGUGGCUAUCUGGUAGACAGCCACUAGAGGCAGUAUUAGUAAUGCAAUGUUAACCCCUUAACGCCGUCACGGCGUUCUAUGCUGUCCCGCAUUAAAUGGGCUUUAAAGUCGUUGCGGCGGCAUAGAACGCCGUAACAGCUUGCAGCCCCAGGAGCUCGGAGGUACUUACCUCUGCAGCGAUCCUCUUCUGGAGGCAGCCCUCCCCGGCAAAUGAGGCCCCCAGGGGAGAGCGAUCACAUGGCCCACUAUAGCUGGCUGUGGAUCUGUCAGCAGGGGUACUGUCUGAAAUGUCAGACAGUCCCCCUGCUGGUGGGAAAUGUAAAAAAUAAAACAUGUUUUAAAAUAAAUUAAAUGUGUGUGUGUGUGUGUGUGUGUGUGUGUAAUAAAUAAAUAAAUAUAUAUAUAUAUAUAUGUAUGUGUAACGUCAUACGUAAUGUGUGUGUGUGUGUGUAUGUAUAUGUGUAUGUGUGUGUGUAUAUAUAUAUAUAUAUAUAUAUAUAUAUAUAUAUAUAUAUAUAUAUAUAUAUAUAUAUAUACACACACGUAUAAUUAGAAUAAAUAAAAUAUUUAAAAAAAUUAAAUUUUAUAUAUAUGUAUAUUUAAGUAAUAUUUUAACAUAAUUAUGUGACAUAAUUAUUUUUUUUGGCAGUAAAAGCUAACAGUAUUAUGACAUUUACAGCUAAAAUGCGAGGUGGAACUACAAAUUUUUAAAAAAAAAUUUAAAAAAAUUUCUCACAGUUUUUUUAUUUUAUUCAUAGUAAAUUAUGUUUCAUAUAUAAAUAUUUAAUAGGAAAUGAAAGCCCUGUUUCUCAUGAACAAAUUGAUAUAUAAUAAGUGUCGGUACAUAUAACAUGAAAGAGGUGAAUUUCAGUAAAAGCUAACAGUAUUAUGACAUUUACAGCUAAAAUGCGAGGUGGAACUACAAAUUUUUUUAAAAUUUUUUUUAAAAAUUUCUCACAGUUUUUUUUUUAUUUUAUUCAUAGUAAAUUAUGUUUCAUAUAUAAAUAUUUAAUAGGAAAUGAAAGCCCUGUUUCUCAUGAACAAAUUGAUAUAUAAUAAGUGUCGGUACAUAUAACAUGAAAGAGGUGAAUUUCAGUUGAACAGACAUAUAGCGCAAAUUCCAGGUUUUGUUUACAUUUUGUUUUGAUCAGAACGUGUACUAUUGACUCCGUCCUGAAGGGGCUAACAUUAGAGUUUGUCUAAAACUGCAGUCUUUCACAUUGCAGAGUUAAGGGGAACAUGAGCACUGCACUCACACCAUUUCAAAUAGAUGAAGUGGUCUGGGUGCCUAUAGUGUCCCUUUUAGCAACAACCUAGAGAAGUGAUAGACAGUUUGGAUGACAGUCUGAUUACAGAACGUUUAAAGAAUAAACUGCAACCAAACCAAUGAAGGUAUUGCUAACCACUACCCGCCCCACCCGCUGCUGAACAGAACCUCGUAUCACUCUUAUCUGGCCUUACAGCUGCUAAUCACUGAAUCAAGGCUCAUGGAAGGUCUAGAGUUUAGAUUAUAUGCUAAAUCUUCUCAAAUGUGAUAUCGGAAUCUGACUGAACUGGAAUUGUAGCAGUUCACCAUGCUACAGUAAGAACGUUAUUGUAAGCAGUUGCCGUGGGGAUGGAGAAAGUCAUGUACACUUUCCAAGCAACCAGCGUGGAGACCAAUUUUUCAACUUAGGGAGCUCUCAACUCUUGGCCUAUACAGCAAUAUGGGUCAAAGGUGGUUGAGGAACUUCCUCGAUGCUUUAUGGUGGUUUAACCCUAGUAGUUCUGCAAAAACUGGGGAGCUACCUCGGGCCGCAGGUUAUCUAGAGUUGGCACAGGGAUUACGUCCGUCAUGAGUGAUCUAGAUCUAUCAUGAUUUAAAAGGAUUUGCAUUGACCCUUGUUGUGCAUAAUUUAAAUAAUAAAUCUACCCUCCUUUCCAGGAUGACAAGAUAUGACAACGUUUUAAAUGCCACAGGGCUAAGACGAGUUGUUGUAGUUUGUAUGUUGUUUUUUUUGUUUUUUUUUAAAUCCUUUUAGACUUUGUUAUAAAUCGGAAAUUGUGAAUUCGUGGCUAAAAUUUAGCAAGAACUGGGAUUCUCCUCCACUCUCCCCAUAUCAAUGUUCUACACUUUGUAUUAAAAUGUGUAUUUAUUUAUUUAAAUUUGUUUCUUGAUUGUGCACAAAUCUCAUGGUUGUGAAUAACCUCUGGAACAGUAAAGAAAUAAUCGCUUCCUUUUAGUGCUAAGUGUGUUACAUAGGCUUUCCCCCAGAAAUUCCCCACUAUGUAAGAUUCACACUUUCUUGUAUUUACUCAUCUCUUUCAAUUUCCUUUAAUCUAAAAACAAAACUACAAAUGCAGAAGUGUUUUGUUUUUUGCCUCAAGAUGAAGUUUGUGUCCACAUGUUUAAUUCAAAGUGCCGCGGUUUUAGGAAAUCUUUCUAUGAAAACGUAACCACUGCCGUGCUGUAUCCACAUGAUCUACACCCGCACACUAUAAAUGAUGGGAUUUAUUAACCAGAUUUCAAGGUUGGCCAAGUAUAUCGAUGACUGGCAAGGAGUUUGACUUGUUGCUGUAUCAUUUUAGUUUACCCAGUUUCCAUAUUACGUAAAGUUUGAUGUCAAGUGACACACAAUCUGUUAUCGCUAGACCUGACUGUCGUGUAUCUGGGGUAUAUAAUAUGUCAUUGGAUCUCCGUCAUAUAGCUGUGAGAAACAAAGCAGCAGAAUACUAGUGUUUUACCUUAGAUAAUGUUGAAUACUGUUAGUAUUUGUUUUCUCUUUUUGUCAAUCCUAUGAACUUGUCCUUGAACCAUAUGGAUCUACAUACUACACUCUUCUUUGGUCCAUUUACACAAGGCUGUACACAUAUUUUGCAAGCUAAGUUAAAUACCUCAUUUACAUCCAAUGAUCUCCAAGUGAUGUGCCUGAUUCUAAUAUUCUCUGAGCUGAGCGAUUGAAGUCUGGAGACCUGAAGAGCACCUACAAUGAUAAAAACUCAAGAAUUAGUUAGUUAAAUGCCUGUUGAUGUCUUCCAGACAUAGCUUUCACAUUCUCCAAAGGAGCUGUUAUCUCGAUGCAACUGUUCCAUUCAUACUCCAGAAAGACUCAUUCUGAUCUGAACUGCAACCAGGACACAGAACUGUGGACUUAAGAGAACACGCCAAGCACCAAAACAGCUUAUACUGCUUCCCUACACACUUUCUGAAAAGGAGUCUACAUGUUUUAGCUUUCUUUAUUGCACAAUGUGUUUAAUUUAGAAUUUCUUCUCUCCUGCUCUGUUAAUAGCCUGCUGCAGCCUAUAGGAGACUCAUGUGUGUGACUAAAGUUCAAUAAACCGAGCAGGAGAUAAAACACAUCUAAAGUAAACACACUGUGCUGUAAGAUCCGAAUGAAACAAUUUUUUUCAUGUUGACUGAGUGUGAGUCACAGCCAGGGGAGGUGUAGCUAUGGCUGUAUAAACAGAUUUGAAAGUGAUUUAAUUCCCAAAUGGCAGAGAACUGAGCAGUGAGACUGCAGGGACAUGAUCUAUACACGAACACCACUUCACUAAGCUGAAGUUGUGUAAUUAAUCAUGUUUAGCAUACUCCAUUAAAUUGACCCCUCUUAUCUUACAGCAGUGCCUAUGGUGAGUUCAAUCACUCCAUUUUAUUUGUUUUGUCACACUAGUCUUAAUUAGCAUGACAGAUAACCGAGGAUUUUGAACACCCAAAGCCCUCAGCCUGUAACAUCAUGACAAAGUUUUGAUUUCCCCAUUCUGGAUCCAAAAUAUUGGCCAAAUCACCCUUAACCCUUUUGCUAAUGAUAAAUUGACCAGGCAAAGCUUUCAUAUAUGAUGUCCCAAGCUGAAUAAGUGGGCUUGAGGUGUAGUGAAAAUCUAAAUCUUUACUUUUUUCCAUUUUAAUCAUUUGACAAAAAAAACUGAUUUACUUCACCCAUAGAAUCCUUGCACUGUAACCACAGCAACAAGCUGAAAUGGUUAUGGAGCUUGGCAGGUCCCGUUAAGGAUAAUUUUCAAAGUUGAAUAACGGCGCACAUUAUUAGAUGUUAUUCAUUAACCUGUUACAUGUAUGUAAAAAAAAAUAUAUAUAUAUAUAUAUAUAUAUAUAUAUAUAUAUAUUUAUAUUUUUGAGUAAGGGGCAAAUAGCCGUAUAUGGAGUAAGGUUCCAGCAUAAGCGUAGGAUAGUAUAAAGGGAGCAAGUCGGUUGUGGUGUGCCGAGACCGACGAUACGGUAAGCAUGUAAAUAAAGAGGGCCCACCAAGGAGUAAGAAAGUAAAGAGAAAGUGUUGAAAUGAGGAGUGGGUGGGAGGGUCAUUCUGAUGCUGACCUCAAGCGGUAUGGAGUCAGGUAAGGGGUUGUCCCUUAUAUAGGGGAGUGAAUUAAUUUUAGCCCCUCCCACAUAUACAGGCCAAUCGGCCUUAAUUCUUGUGUAAGGGGCAAAUAGCCGUAUAUGGAGUAAGGUUCCAGCAUAAGUGUAGGAUAGUAUAAAGGGAGCAGGUCGGUUGUGGUGUGCCGAGACCGACAAUACGGUAAGCCUGUAAAUAAAGAGGGCAAAAAUUAAUAAUCAAAGAUUUAAUACAGUCAACAAAUAUAUACAAAUUAACCAGACAUUUCCUUAAAUGCAUUACAGUAUUUAAUUCCUGGAAGGAUUUUAAAGGUAGGAAUCUAGGACCGCAAGUGGACACCAUUUGUUGUGGGUAGGAUAGUAUGUUAUCUCUACUGUUGGUGCGUGUUGACUCAUAUCGGAAUGUGGUAGAGCCAAUAGGUAAUGAUAUAUGUGUUAAUGUACGUGGGAUCGUUGAAGACAAUGAUCUGUCUGAGUGGUGGUUAUGGUAGUGGAUUCUCUGGCCUGAGAAAGGCAUUGAAGGCAGUGCAUGGCUGGUAAUGGCCGACUUGUUAAUAUAAUUGAAUGGUUGUAGAUCUAAUAGGUCCGAUAAGGAUGGAAAAGUUGGAUGGCUAUUUGGUAAUCUCUGAGAGGAACGUGGGGGAAUGGAUUCCUGAAAACCUCUGAGUAUAUUCUUGUCUGGUUUGAUAGCAUGAAGUCAUGGUAGUUUUGGCCAUAGGUUAUCCUGUGUUGUUGAAUGCCUGUAAAAUAUAUAAUUAAUGGUGUGUGAGAUGGUUUUAGUUUAAGGUGGCAAAAAGAAGCAAAACCUAGGAGAAAUGUUAUGACACAGGUUGAGCUAUGUCGUGUUCCAACGACAUUCUUUAAGCCAGGUGAAAAGCUGUGUUAUGCGUUCUACAAGUAUGGGACGAAAGUGCUAGGUGGGAUAGUGCAUGCUAUGAUUUUUGAAUAUGUCUAAUCCAUGAUUUUGUCUCUGGAACAAAAAAGUGGCCGUGACUGUAUGGGCGGCCGUAGGAAGCGUAUGAUGAACAUGCCUGGAAUAUAAAUGAGACAAUUGUCGGCAGGGAUGUAUACCUCGCCUGGUACAUGAAAGUAAAAGAAAUGUGAUAAGUGGCCAACCAAGUGAGUUCCCCAGAAAUAUCAUGAUCUUAUGGAUGAUGAGUGGCAUUUGUUGAUGAUAUGACGUGCUUAGUUGUCUGAGUAACAACGGAUUGAUGACCCUGACCAUGAUUUACCCCAUGCUACAGCAGCUGCUACAAUGGGGUAGAUCCCCCAAAGGGGCUGAGGUGGUGGAAAAAUUUCCAAACCUGGAUGCCAUGGCCAACAGCUCCAAAGCAAUCGUUCCUGGUAGAUCGCUUCCAAACCUGCGGUAGAUGCCGCGUCAGACAAUCUUGGAAGGAACGUGCUUUUACCAUGCCAAGUGGUUAAGAAAUGUGCAGGUCUGCUGUUGCUGGGGUGACUAGGGACAUCCUCUGAUCGUCAUGUUGGAAGUGUGGGGAAAAAAAGGGGAAAGUACUCUGGAUGUGAAAGCGUGGCCUUGUGGUAUGAUUGGCAUGCCAAAAUUAAGGAACCUGGUAGGGAUUGUAGUUCCUUGCGGUUGUAAGUACUAAGCAGGAGGUAGUGAUUGAUGUAGUUGAGAAUGUUCCCUAUUUGUCUUGUGGUAACUUGCGUGUAUGGAUGCCGACUCAAGUCGGAUGCCCAGUAAUGUUAUGAUAGUGUCUGGGCCUUCUGUUUCUUAUUGUCAGGAAAGUGACAGGGAUCCAAUACGCAGAGUGCGCACAGAAGGAGGUACGUAUACCGGACCUUAGAAUGGCCGGACUAACGUAAGGACAAAGCAAGAAUAGUCAAAAGGUAAGCCGAGGUCAAGGGAGCCGGAGGACAGGUAAGCGAGAUACAAGCCGAGUCAAAGGAGAGGAGAGAACAACAGGACAAAAGACAAGCAAGGGUCAAAACCGGAAACACAAGAUAAAGAACGCGCUGAGUGACUAGCAAGCUAGAACCACGACAGGGCAAUGAGCAGUAGUAAAGGUUUCCUUUAAAUACCCUGUUACCUAAAUGGAGACCACGCCCCCAAAAGGUCCGGAAUAGCGGUUCCCGGCACUUUAUGCAAAUGCCGACGUCAUGACGUCGACGCUAGCCGUCGCGUCAUAAAAGGGGGAGGAGCUAGCGCGGCCGGCGCGAAAACGGCCGAAAUAUGCCGAAAUGCUAGGGGAAGGGAGCCCCUAAGCAGAGAGGAUGUCCUCCCUGGAUACAUCACCAACAGGUACCCUGACAGUACCCCCCCUUCUAGAAACGCCCACCGGGCGGAUGGGACCGGGCUUAGAGGGAAAACGAACGUGGAAGGCCCGAAGAAGACGAGGAGCAUGCACGUCUAUACAGGAACCCAAGACCUCUCUUCUGGACCAUAACCUUUCCAGUCUAUGAGGUAUUGCAGCUUCCCCCUAGAAAUACGAGAAUCAAGGAUGGACUUGAUGAUAUAUUCCUCCUGACCAUCCACACGGACCGAGGAUGGAGGAGCAGAGCGGGAGGAAAAUCUGUUACAAACAAGAGGUUUCAAUAACGACACAUGAAAAGAGUUAGGGAUGCGUAGAGUAGGAGGUAGAUCCAGCAAAUAAGAAACCGGGUUGAUCCUCCUCAGUACCCUGUAAGGACCAAUGUAACGAGGAGCAAACUUCAAGGAAGGAACUUUCAGGCGAAUGUGUCUGGUACACAACCAGACCCUAUCCCCGGAGAAAAAAUAGGAGCAGGACGCCUACGCCUAUCAGCAUGUGACUUAAACACCGCGGAACUACGUUCAAGAAUUUGUCGAGUCUGAUCCCACAACUUUCUCAGGUUGGCUAUAUGAAUAUCAACCGACGGUAUACCCUGGGAAGGAGACACCGACGGAAGAACAGUAGGGUUAAAGCCAUAGUUCAAGAAAAAGGGGCUAUUACGAGUGGAACCACAAACAAGGUUGUUGUGAGCAAACUCCGCCCAAGGAAUCAGACCGACCCAGUCAUCCUGGUGUUCAGAAACAAAACAACGUAGAUAUUGCUCAAUUUUUUGGUUAGUGCGUUCGGCUGCUCCGUUAGAUUGAGGAUGAUAGGCCGAAGAAAAAUUCAGUUUGAUGCCCAACUGUGAACAGAAGGAUCUCCAAAAACGGGAAAUAAAUUGGGAACCCCUGUCUGACACAAUCUCAUUAGGAAUACCAUGUAAACGGAAAAUUUCUCUAGCAAAUAUCACGGCCAGUUCGGGGGAGGACGGAAGUUUAGGCAAGGGAACGGAAUGAGCCAUUUUAGUAAACCUGUCAAGGACCGUGAGGAUAACUGUAUGCCUAUUGGAAGCUGGUAGAUCAACAAUAAAAUCCAUAGCCAAACAAGCCCAAGGUUUGUUGGGAACGACUAAGGGCUGCAAUAAACCACAAGGGAGAUCCCGCGGAAGUUUAUUCCUGACACAAACAUUGCAAGCCUUGACAAAGUCUUCCACAUCCCUACGUAAACCGGGCCACCAGAAGUCUUUGGAGAUCAGGCAGUAAGUUUUGUGGAUGCCGGGGUGACCAGCGAACUUGCUAUCGUGAAAACAGCGAAUAAUGUCCACUUGGAAUUUGGGAGACACGAACAAGCGGCCCACAGGAGUACGUUCGGGAGCAAGAGAUUGUUCGUUCAUAAUAUCAGCGAGCAAUGGAGAGUGUAUUUUGACAUUGGUGUUGGCGAUAAUAUUGACUUCAGGAAUAAUAGGGAACAAAGUAUCCUCUGUAGAGGUGGUAGGUUCGUGCUGACGUGACAAAGCGUCUGCCUUAGUGUUCUUAGAACCAGGCCUGUAAGUAAGCACAUAAUUAAAGUGUGUAAGGAACAUAGACCAACGUGCCUGCCUGGCAGAUAAUCUUUUGGCCUCCCCCAUAUACGAUAAAUUUUUGUGGUCAGUCAAGAUAGUAACUGGGAGGACGGUGCCCUCUAACAAAUGUCUCCAUUCCUUUAAUGCCAUAAUGAUAGCUAGAAGUUCUCUAUCACCAAUGUCAUAUCUCCUUUCAGUGUGUGAUAGUUUCUUGGAAAAAAAACCGCAAGGGUGCAGCGGCUUAUCUAAACUUUGUCUUUGGGAUAACACUGCGCCUAUCCCUGUUUCAGACGCAUCAACUUCAAGUAAAAAGGGUAGAGAGGUAUCAGGAUGAACUAAUACAGGUGCUGAGGCAAAAGACUGUUUGAGCGUUUCGAAAGCAGAUAAAGCCUCAGUAGACCAGGUUUUGGUAUCGGCUCCUUGUUUGGUCAUAUUAGUGAUAGGAGCGAUAACAGAGGAGUACCCUUUAAUAAAACGUCUGUAAUAAUUAGAAAAUCCAAGAAAUCUUUGUAUGGCUUUGAGUCCCUUAGGUAAAGGCCAAUCUAAAAUCGAUUUUAGUUUGGUCGGGUCCAUCAUAAACCCGUCUUUGGAAAUUACGUAACCUAAGAAAGUUACCUGAGACUGGUCAAAGCUACAUUUUUCCAAUUUACAAUACAAUCCAUGUUGUAAAAGUUUCUGUAAUACCUUUCUGACUUGUCUAUGAUGUGAAUUAAUGUCUCUAGAAUGGAUUAGUAUAUCAUCCAAAUAUACAAUUACACAUUCAUGUUGGAAUUCUCUAAGAACUUCAUUGAUCAAGUCUUGGAAGACGGCCGGGGCGUUACAAAGCCCAAACGGCAUUACGGUAUACUCAUAAUGCCCGUAACGGGUAUUAAAUGCUGUCAUCCAUUCAUCUCCUUGUUUAAUUCGCACUAAGUUAUAUGCUCCUCUUAAGUCAAGUUUGGUAAAAAUACUCGAGCCCCUUAGUCUGUCAAAGAGUUCAGUAAUCAAAGGAAUAGGGUAAGCAUUUCUGAUAGUAAUUUUGUUCAAUCCCCGAUAGUCUAUACAAGGACGUAAGGUACCGUCUUUCUUUUCUACAAAAAAGAAACCCGCCCCCGCUGGAGAAGAAGACUUUCUAAUAAAUCCUUUGUCUAAAUUCUCCUUGAUAUAUUCCUCUAAAACUAAGUUUUCCUUGGUGGAUAGAGGGUAUACCGUACCCCUGGGAGGCAUAGUACCAGGGAAAAGUUUAAUAGAACAGUCAUAAGACCGGUGGGGAGGUAAAGUAUCUGCCUUACCCUUGUCAAAUACAGAUUUGAGGUCUAGAUAUUGUAAUGGUAUCUGAACGUCUGUGGAUUGAGAAGUGUUAACAUAAGAGUUUACGGGGCAAACAGAAGUAACUCUCUGCAGACAUUCUUUCCUACAACCCAUACCCCAAGAAAUGAUUUCUCCACCCUCCCAGUCAAUCUGAGGGUUGUGUCUCUUGAGCCAAGAAUAUCCUAGUACCACUGGGACUGCCGGGGAGGAAAUUAACAGAAGGGAAAUCAACUCCUCGUGGAAAAUACCAACAGUAAGCUUAACGGGUUCGGUCUCAUGGAAUAUUACUGGUUCAGAUAAAGGUCUACCAUCUAUGGCCUCAACGGCCAAGGGUGUAUCUCUCAAUUGGAAUGGGAUACAAUGCUUAUUAGCGAAAGUUUGGUCUAUAAAACUUUCUGCUGCUCCAGAAUCUAAUAAUGCCAUCGUAGUAAUAAACCCCUUUUCCCAAGCUAGAGAGACAGGAAUCAGAAGCCUAUGGUCUUUUUUAUUAUGCAUAGAGGACAGUAAUGAAACACCCAAGGCCCGUCCUCUAAGGGAACUUAGGUGCGAGCGUUUCCCGGACGAUUAGGGCAACUAAGACGUAGGUGACCUCUCCGCCCGCAGUAUAAACAGAGACCCUCCCUUCUUCUGUACUGUCUCUCAGCCUCAGAUAAGCGAGUAUUACCUAUUUGCAUAGGUUCUGGUGGAGUAGGAUUAUAGGAGUCAGGGUUCUGAAAUGAGGGAGCGAGUCUUACAGGAAGUCUAGUAACUCUUUCCCGAGUGUUCUGCCUCUGUCUCAUGCGUUCAUCUAUUCUGGAAAUGAAGGAUACUAAAUCCUCUAAAUUUUCCGGAAGUUCUCUUGUGGCAAUUUCAUCUAGAAUUUCAUCAGACAAUCCAUUCAAGAAAACAUCCAUAAAAGCUUGUUCGUUCCAUUUCACUUCUGCUGCCAAUGAUCUAAACUCUAGAGCAUAUUCUACAAGGGUCCUAUCUUGUUGUUUAAGGCGUAACAGGGAUCUGGCCGCAUUAAUCUUCCUCCCUGGGGGUCAAAGGUUCUUCUAAAAGCCGUGACAAACGCAGUGUAGUUGUAGACUAAAGGAUUGUCAUUCUCCCAAAGGGGAUUGGCCCAUCUAAGUGCUGUAUCUAUUAGCAGGGUUAUAAUAAAGCCUACCUUAGCCCUGUCAGUGGGGUAAGCCCGGGGUUGUAGUUCGAAAUGUAUGCUUAUCUGGUUUAAAAAACCACGACAAGCAUCAGGCGAACCCCCAUAUCGUAAUGGUGACGUGACAUGGGAAGAUGCGCCUACAGUGGCUACUUCCAAACCAGUACUUAGCGAUUGGCUAGCAGUGGAACGUAUUUCUUCAGACUGGGUACUGGAGCGUGUUAACAAAGUUUGUAACGCUAAAGCCAUUUGGUCCAUUCUAUGGUCCAUGGCCUCAAAUCUGGAGUCAGGAGGACUAGCACCUGCAGGAUCCAUCUGGCCCUGUCGUAAUGUCAGGAAAGUGACAGGGAUCCAAUACGCAGAGUGCGCACAGAAGGAGGUACGUAUACCGGACCUUAGAAUGGCCGGACUAACGUAAGGACAAAGCAAGAAUAGUCAAAAGGUAAGCCGAGGUCAAGGGAGCCGGAGGACAGGUAAGCGAGAUACAAGCCGAGUCAAAGGAGAGGAGAGGACAACAGGACAAAAGACAAGCAAGGGUCAAAACCGGAAACACAAGAUAAAGAACGCGCUGAGUGACUAGCAAGCUAGAACCACGACAGGGCAAUGAGCAGUAGUAAAGGUUUCCUUUAAAUACCCUGUUACCUAAAUAGAGACCACGCCCCCAAAAGGUCCGGAAUAGCGGUUCCCGGCACUUUAUGCAAAUGCCGACGUCAUGACGUCGACGCUAGCCGUCGCGUCAUAAAAGGGGGAGGAGCUAGCGCGGCCGGCGCGAAAACGGCCGGAAUAUGCCGAAAUGCUAGGGGCAGGGAGCCCCUAAGCAGAGAGGAUGUCCUCCCUGGAUACAUCACCAACAGGUACCCUGACACUUAUGGGGUACUGGGACGCCCAAGUGGUCAACCAGACUAAGCUGCCGUGAGGCUUCUAGUGAAAAAUGUUAUCUUUGAUCAACAAGAAGUCUUCUAGAUAGUGUAUGACUGUAAGGCCUCUGGAUAUGUUAUCAUAACCAGCACAGAGCAUCUGCGAAUAUCGAUAGUAGGCUAAUCUGUAGCCCGAAAGUUGAGCGGGGAAAGGAUUGCCCAUUUUAUGCCAUGUAAGUGCCAGUGUGUAGGGUAGAUGUUAGCCGUUUACUGCGUUGAUGAUAUUAGUCUUACUUAACCAAGCUUCAACCCAUGCUUGAGUGAUAGCUGUAAAGGUAGAUCAAUGGUGUUGUAUAGUAAGGAAACUCCUUGGAAGGUAUGAGGGAGUUGAGACUUGGGGUAGCGAAGGUGUGUGGUGCCAAUAAGUCUAUGGUUAGUCUUUGUUUAAGGGAAGAUUUUCUUGUGACAAUACCAAUGUGUUUGUGUUUGGCGCCAUGCUGUAAUUGGUGGAGAUUGGAAAACCCCUCUGCAAAUCUUGGCUAUGAGUGUGUUUACAGCCGAUGGUUCUGUUGUGCUGAUUGUAAGUGAGGGCAUGCUAUAUUCCUUGAAGGUGUAUUUAUCAUACCUGUAUGGGAGCCCUUUGAAGCUCCAGAGCUUUAGUAAAUCUACUACAAGUCUGGAAGGGUGAUGAGUCAGUAGUGUUGAAAAUGCAUUGGUGUGUACGUUAUUUGUAAGUUGUAUUGGGACACAUGGUUUGUCAUGUGCCCUGAACCAUUUGAACAUAUAUGCAACAGUCUAUAUGCAAUGCAACUACUCAUAUCAAUUGUCUCUGGUAGUUCAGAGGUGAUGGUACCUGGAGCCUGAGAGUGCUCGUCCAUUUGUUUGGGACAAAAUCCCUUCUGUAUGGGUACCUGCACAAAUAAACAUCUCUACAUAUGCCAACCCAACCAAAGGAUGGUCAGUUUCCGAUUUACCUGGAAUCCCUGGAUCUGACCAUCACAGAUACAUCAUCAUCAUACAUAUAUAUGCCUUGUUUCCCCAAUGUGCUGGGAUCAUACGUGUGUGUCAUAAGAACUGAUUGUACCAGCUAACAGAGUUUCGGUUGGUGCUGGUUGUACAGUAGCGUGAGGCCCAGCCUUGUGAGGGCUAUGGUGACCGACUCAAGAUUGCCAGUCUGUCGUAAAUUUUUUGGCUCAUGAGUUUGAGUGAGUUGGUGUUGCUGGGCCUUCCCCUGCCUCCGUGUUGUCCGUUGAUGUAUGGAGGAGUUUGAAUAAUUCUGCUUUCCUUGCUGUGGCAGGGUAGGGGAUUUGUCACCUCCUUAGGUCGGUGGUAAUGUGUGGGAUCGUCCAGGAUCUGAUUGCUGCUGGACUAGCAACAUCUCCUCUGCUUGAAGGUGUAUCAAUUCUAGCCGGGGUGCUAAGAAGGUGAUUCCUAUCUAUUUGAGAAAUUCUUAAAUAACAAUAAAGAUUGCAAUUAUUAUUUGUACCCAGGGGUCUUGUACUGGCUUGCUAGCUAAGCCGUAAGGCGAAAUGAUUAGUCUUGGUGUUUUUUGGUGACUAGGGAGGCCCUGCUAGUUGCCAAGUGGCUUGAGAGGCUCUAUCUAUGCUUGGCGCAAGGGGAUUUUGUGUGGCCACCGAACGUUGUGGCAGGAUGUUGGCCUCUCGGUGACAGUAACCAGAAAAAUAGGAAGGGAAGUGACAGGUCAGGCUCUCUCUAUGAUACAAUGCGAGACGGCUAGCUCACAAGUGGCCUGAGGGGUGUAUGCCUCAGAGUGUGAGGCAGGGUGUUGGCCUCGCAGGACCACUAACUGAAGCGUAAUGCAGAGAAAAAAGGGGGUAAUACCUAUUGGGCCCUAAAACCCUAAUUGCCAGUACACUAUUAUUAUUCCAGGGAAGGUAAGAGAUGGAUAACUACGUGAGCAGGCGUAUGUACCUGGUAGUAUGGUAUUGAACCUGACAACCUGUAUAGGUUUUUUUUAGUAGUAACUGUAACCUGAAUGGAUAAAACCGUAUGGCAUAAGGAAAUAUGGCAUAGACCAAGCUUAUCUUAAUACAUAUAGUAUAUGUGAAAAGUAAAGUGAUGUGUAAAUAUUAAACAUCGUAGCCAUACUGGUUAAAUAUGUAUCAAUCUUAACCCAUUAAGUGUGUACAAGUUAUAAAGUGGUCUGUCCCCACCUUGUAUGUUUUAUGUCCCCUUGCUAGGGGAAAGUCUGUUGUGUGAGCAGCGUGCUGUGAAAAAUGUAUGUGAACUAUAUUACCAGUUACGUGUAUACAGAUGCGUCUGCUACUGUGUAAUAAUAUAUGUAUUUAUACCAGAUGUUGAUAUACUACUUGCUAUGUGAAUUGUUGUAUGUCUUAUUGAAUGGUAGGGGUCAGUGAACAUGGUGUUGCAAAAUGCAAGUGCACUGGAGAUCUGCCAAGUGCCCUAUAGGUGGCAGUGUAGUUGGAUACUGAUUGGGAUGUGAAAUGUUGUUUGUCUGUUGACCUAUAGGGGUCAGUGUUUUGGUGUUUGUAAAACCCCAUGAAAAUUGUCAAUGUACUUGACAGACCUGUAGGUGGCAGUGUUGAUAGAACCACUAUUGGUCUUGAUGUGAAAUGUAAAUUAUUGUGAAUUAAACCUGAAGUUGAGCCCGUGCUGGAGUUUAAUUUAUGGUUUAUGGUUAUGUUUAAAACCAUCAUAUGUGUAAUUUAUAUUGGCUGGUAAAUUGUAUAUGACAUAUGAAGACCGUUUUGCUGUUGACCAGUAGGGGUCAGAAAUGCUGAUUGUAUGGUAAAAAUACCCUUUAAUCCAAAUGCAAGGUUAACGUGAGAUUUUGAGAGUGACCUGUAGGGGUCAAUGGGUUUAUGUGAAACAUUGUUCGUGAGCUAUGCCCCAGCAUUAUAGUUGUAUGACAGGGAAACGAACAGUGCCCGUUUGACAAUAUACAUUAUGUGAACAUAAUAGCUUAAUAAGUCAUUGUAACAAACCAAAGUUCUGUUCGUGGGUUGUAAACGCACGAAAUGUGUGUAGUACAAUAGUAAAUGCAUGAACUAGUACCCGUUUGGUAGAAAAUUGCACGAACCGUGAGCCUGGUGUGUCAGGGAAACAAAACGAAACGAGCAGUGAGAUUCGAAAUGCACGCACAGAAUUGCCUAGUAUGUUUAGAAAAUUGUAACUGGUAGGUCGACUUACGGUUUGUGAGUUACUUGGACACCAUCCUCGGCGAUGGAUUGAAGAAAGAAGGUGGUAGGCCAGAAAAGCCUGUGGCUGAAUUCCUGACACAGCUCAGCUUAGAAAACUUCAUGGAGUAAUCAGAUAAAAUGGCGUCUGGAUGACCCGAAAGUGGAAAUCAUUCUAAUGCUGACCUCAAGCGAUAUGGAGUCAGGUAAGGGGUGUCCCUUAUAAAGGGGAGUGAAUUAACUUAAGCCCCUCCCACAAAUACAGGCCAAACUGUCUUUAUAUACAUAUAUACUGCUCAAAAAAAUAAAGGGAACACUUAAACAACACAAUGUAACUCCAAGUCAGUCACACUUCUGUGAAAUCAAACUGUCCACUUAGGAAGCAACACUGAGUGACAAUCAAUUUCACAUGCUGUUGUGCAAAUGGGAUAGACAACAGGUGGAAAUUAUAGGCAAUUAGCAAGAGUGGUUCUGCAGGUGGUGACCACAGACCACUUCUCAGUUCCUAUGCUGCCUGGCUGAUGUUUUGGUCACUUUUGAAUGCUGGCGGUGCUUUCACUCUAGUGGUAGCAUGAGACGGAGUCUACAACCCACACAAGUGGCUCAGGCAGUGCAGUUCAUCCAGGAUGGCACAUCAAUGCAAGCUGUGGCAAGAAGGUUUGCUGUGUCUGUCAGCGUAGUGUCCAGAGCAUGGAGGCGCUACCAGGAGACAGGCCAGUACAUCAGGAAACGUGGAGGAGGCCAUAGGAGAGCAACAACCCAGCAGCAGGACCGCUACCUCCGCCUUUGUGCAAGGAGGAACGGGAGGAGCAAUGCCAGAGCCCUACAAAAUGACCUCCAGCAGACCACAAAUGUGCAUUGUCUGCUCAAACGGUCAGAAACAGACUCCAUGAGGGUGGUAUGAGGGCCCGACAUCCAGAGGUGGGGGUUGUGCUUACAGCCCAACACCGUGCAGGACGUUUGGCAUUUGCCAGAGAACACCAAGAUUGGCAAAUUCGCCACUGGCGCCCUGUGCUCUUCACAGAUGAAAGCAGGUUCACACUGAGCACAUGUGACAGUCUGGAGAUACCGUGGAGAACGUUCUGCUGCCUGCAACAUCCUCCAGCAUGACCGGUUUGGCAGUGGGUCAGUAAUGGUGUGGGGUGGCAUUUAUUGGGGGGGAGCCGCACAGCCCUCCAUGUGCUCUCCAGAGGUAGCCUGACUGCCAUUAGGUACCGAGAUGAGAUCCUCAGACCCCUUGUGAGACCAUAUGCUGGUGCGGUUGGCCCUGGGUUCCUCCUAAUGCAAGACAAUGCUAGACCUCAUGUGGCUGGAGUGUGAGCAGUUCCUGCAAGAUGAAGGCAUUGAUGACUUGUUUUAAGGACAUUACAUCAAAGUUGGAUCAGCCUGUAGUGUGCUUUUCCACUUUAAUUUUGAGUGUGACUCCAAAUCCAGACCUCCAUGGGUAAUUUUUGUGUGAUUUUGUUGUCAGCACAUUCAACUAUGUAAAGAACAAAAUAUUUCAGAAGAAUAUUUAAUUCAUUCAGAUCUAGGAUGUGUUAUUUUUGUGUUCCCUUUAUUUUUUUUGAGCAGUGUAUAUAUUACUAUAUGAGACUAAAAGGUUUUUUUUCCCCCCUUUUUAUUUCUAAUGUUACACACUAUCUUGUGUUUUGCACUUAUUUAAUUGACUAUGUAACGUUGUAGCAUAAUGUUUCACAACAUUCCAUUUCCUGGUUACUUGCUAUAUCACUAAUGGCAGAAAAUGGCCAGCGCUGGCAUGAAACUUGCAAUCCCAUUCACAUUAAUUUCUCAUUGUGUUCACACGAUUUUAUGGGCUUGAGAUUUUUACAUAAUACUAUAAUGUUUAGAAACUUCACACAUCUAACAAUCUGGCUUUUCAGGUCUGGCAAUCUAUUAAAAGGACACAAUACAAUAUGUAAUUAUGAGGAUUUCCUGAGCGCUAUUCCAAAACCUGCAGCCGUUUGGGUGCUACAUUCGGCAGAGGGGAAGGAUGCAUUCACAAAAGCAUCACACUGUUCAGGAAAGUGCUAAACAGCAGGUUUAAACUGCGUCAUGGCUACAUUUGGUGCUUUCCCAGUACACCUUUUCUUAAAGGGACACUCAAAACACCAAUUACUGUAUGUAAGUUAGGCUGCAGGUAGAUAUGCUGGGAGCUCCACCCCUCUUUCCAGAAUUUUUAUUUAAUUUUAUUUCUAUCUAGUUUUGCGCUAUAAGCAUAUGGUUUCUAUUCUAUUCACAGAUUGCUCUUUUUGUUUCAAAACGCACUGAUGUACAUGGUGUCAUGACGUGGGUUUCUGGAGAAGUAGUUAUAGUAGCUGGUGACUUUAAGGAUAGGCUGACAGUUGUACUGUAACUUUCAGAACCUCUUGCCAUUUCCAUAAACCCCUGCCUAUAGGAAGUCCUAUGGAAAUUUUAUAAUCAGUCACUUCCUUGUUUGCCGUGAGUUCCUUGUAAAUUCUGCAAAGGGUGGAGUUUUGCCGGAAAUUUUCGUUUUUAUUAUUUUUUAUAUAUUAUUUUUGCAUAUUAUUACUCUCUCUAUAAUGCGAGGGUUGGCAACAUUUGGCUCUGUUGUAGACAAUGUUGUAGCUCAUGCUUUCUGCCAAAGCAUCGUGGGAGAUGUAGUCCACAAGGACUGAAGUGCUGAGGGUAUGCUACCACUGUUGUAGUGCAUUAAAAAGAAUAGGUUAAAUCCAAGGUGAAGCCAUUUACAAUAUUGGUAGAAUAACAAUGGGUGCCUCCAUCAUCCUCUCCCCUGGACAAUAGUGGUCUUGUGAGAUGUCUUCCCGGAGCUACUGCUCACAGAGACUGGAGAAGUAAUUGUGUUAUUGUUAAGCGCGCAAAGCAGGAAGGGGAAUUGGAUGUACUUGUCCAUCUAGGGACAAAUGACUUGGCUUGCAAUGGGGUUUCAGUUUUUUGUGUUUUUGCGAAUGAUAUACAGCAGGUUGCUUCCACACUCUAAUUCUGCCUGUGCAUACCACUCAGAACGACAGGCUGAUGUGUAUUAGGGACUUUUACUUGUGGCUUGGUGAAUGGUGUAGGGAGCAAGGACUUGGCUUCAUUUCUCAUGGUGGCUCUGUUUGGAAUGGAAAACUGCAUUAGGCUUAUCAGUAAAAGCAAAAAAUUCAAGAAACCACUGUGGUACUCCGCAGGUGUGGCCAAAAUAGUAAAAAAAAUUAAAAUAUUUUAGUUCUGUAUUUACAGAUGAAAAUGAAGGAAAGGGGCCUCACUUAGGAAAAAGGACAAAUGAGUAAUUUUUUACAUGUGAGUUUACAGAGGAAGAGGUUCUAUUUCAACUGUCAAAAGUAAAGACAAAUAAGUCAAUGGGACCUGAUGGAAUACACCCUAUGUUAUUAAAGUGAAACUCCAGUGCCAGGAAAACAAUCCGUUUUUCUGGCACUGCAGGUACCCUCUCCCUCCCAUCCCCCAUCCCUGGUUGCUGAAGGGGUGAAAACCCCUUCAGGUCACUUACCUGAGACCCCGCUGAUGUCCCUCGGUGGUGGUUUCGGGUCGGCGUUGCUCCUCCCAGUAAUUAUGUCAGCCGGUGGGCGAGACUGAUCCCGCCCGCCGGCUGAGGAAACCUAAUGCGCAUGAUUUUCAAUGCUUUCCUAUGGGGUAUUGAGCGAUGCUGGAGGUCCUCAUACAGCGUGAGGACGUCCAGCGACGCUCUAGCAAAGAAAAUCUUUGCUAUGAAUCAGGAAGUGCCCUCAUGUGGCUGUCUAGUAGACAGCCACUAGAGGUGGAGUUAACCCUGCAAUGUAAUUAUUGCAGUUUAUAAAAAACUGCAAUAAUUACACUUGCAGGGUUAAGAGUAGUGGGAGUUGGCACCCAGACCACUCCAAUGGGCAGAAGUGGUCUGGGUGCCUGGAGUGUCCCUUUAAAAGAGCUUAAUGGUGUACUAGCAAAACCAUUAACAGAUUUAUUUAACCAAUCAUUGUUAACAGGAGUAGUCACAGAAGAUUGGAAGUUAGCGAAUGUUGUGCCCAUUCACAAGAAAGGUAGUAGGGAGAAGUCGGGCAACUAUAGGCCAGUAAACCUUACUUCAGUAGUGGUGAAAGUAAUCGAAAUCAUGUUAAGAUAGGGUUGUUGAACAUCUAAAAUCACAUGGAUUUUAAGAUCAGAGACAACAUGGGUUUACUUCAGGGAGAUCAUGCCAAACUAAUCUUCUUGAUUUUUUUUUUUUGAUUGGGUGACUAAAAUAAUAGAUCAUGGUGGAGCAGUAGACAUUGCUUACCUAGAUUUAAGUAAGGCUUUUGACACUGUUGCACAUAGAAGGCUUAUCAAUAAACUGCAAUCUUUAAGUGUGGAUUACAAUAUUGCUGAAUGGGUAAGGCAGUGACUGAGUGACAGGCAACAGAGGGUUGUAGUCAAUGGAGCAUAUUUGAAAAACUGUCAGAGCUGUGGCAACUGACAUUUAAUACAAUAAGUGCAAGAUAAUGCAUCUUGGAUGUAAAAACCCAAGGGCAGAGUACAGAAUAUUUGAUAGAGUCCUAACCUCAACAGAUGAGGAAAGGGAUUUAGGGGUGAUUAUAUCCGGUUACUUAAAGGUAGGCAGACAAUGUAAUAGAGCAGCAGGAAAUGCUAGCAGAAUGCUUGGUUGUAUAGGGAGAGGUAUUAGCAGUAGAAAGAAGGAAGUGCUCAUGCCAUUGUACAGAAAACUGGUGAGACCUCACUUGGAGUAUUGUACGCAGUACUGAAGACUGCUUUCUCACGCGGUUUAGUGAUGCCGGAAUAUGACGUCAUAUUCCGGCGCCCGGCUACACUUCAUUUGGCGCGCGCGAUGGAGCGGUGAGGUGUUGGAAGGCUGAGCUCCCUCGUGGCCCUCCUCCCCGGCCGGGUAAGUGUUAGCAGAGUAGGCACCUGCAAUGUGGGUAAAGCAGGUGCCUACUCUGCUAUAACACCAGCAUGCACUCACGGUUCGCUGGGCUGCAAAGAUGAUCCUUGUCGGCCGCAUGCGGCCCGUGGCCUGCGAGUUUCACAUGCUUGCUUUAGAGAUUCAGAGAAGGGAUGCUAAACUGGUUCAUGGAUUGCAGGAUAAAACUUACAAGGUUAAAGGAUCUUAACAUGUAUAGCUUGGAGGAAAGACGAGACAGGGGGGAUAUGAUAGAAACAUUUAAAUAUAUAAAGGGAAUCAACACAGUAAAGGAGGAGACUCUAUUUAAAAGAAGAAAAACUACCACAAAAAGAUGACAUAGUCUUAAAUUAGAGGGGCAAAGGUUUAAAAUAAUAUCAGGAAGUAUUCAUUUACUGAGAGGGUAGUGGAUGCAUAGAAUAGGCUUAGGUUAACACAGGGAGGGAGUUUAAGAAUGUGUGGGAUAGGCAUAAGGCUGUCCUAACUGUAAGAUAAGGCCAGGGACUAAUGAAAGUAUUUAGAAAAUUGAACAGACUAGAUGGGCUGAAUGGUUCUUAUCUGCAGUCACAUUCUAUGUAGCCCAACAAUACUCUCAAUCUAAUUUUCUGUUAUGCAUGUACAGUGUCUAAUAUCUCCAACAUUCCAAUUCCCCUCUCUGACCACCACCUCUUAUCAUUUGCUCUCGAAUACCCCCUUACCCAACAACCUCAGCCUAACCCCCCUCAACUCAGGAGGAACCUUAAUUCUAUUGACCUCCAGCAGCUGUCAGCUGAUAUUGAUCCCUUCCCUCUCCUGUCACUCACUAGCCAUCUCCACAUAUAACACUACUCCAAAACCCAAAAGUGGCAUACUAAAUCAACAUGCUAUCUGCAAAGAUGCUCCAGUUGUGCUGAAAGCUCCUGGAGGAAGUCUUGCACCCAGUCAGACCUUCUCCAAUAUAGAUUCAUAUUAUGUUUGUACAGCGCAGCCCUUGCCCUUGCCAAACAGUCAUACUUUUCCUCUCUCAUUAGUUCAUGCUCCCGAAAUCCCAGGCGUCUCUUUGACACCUUUAACUCUCUUCUUUGCCCUGCUGUGGCCACUCCUCAAACUAACUUUACAGCCGAUAGCUUUGCAUGUUACUUUACCAACAAGAUUGAACAACUAAGGAAAGAAUUCUCCCCACCCUGUCUUUCUCUUUCUGAAUUACACGUAGGUCAUGCCUUUCCUACUUGUAGUGGAGCAUGGGUAACCCGACUGGCUUGUAAUGAACCCUGAGGUGGUGGCGAUCGGUUCAUCUGACUUCACCCGAACUGCUAUGAGCAUGAUUGAUUAUAGCUCGCAGUUCGGGUGUCCGUUCAUCUCCUGAUCAGGUACAGAUUUCCCAGCAGAUUCUCCCAACGCAGUAACCAGGUACCCAAACAUCAGCCGAAACUUGAUGAAGGGUGUAACAAGACUAAAGGUUUAUUGGUGCCACACUGACUUUUAUACAAUUUUUCCCAACAAGUGUGACACCCAGGUGGACCUUGUUGGGCACAGGGACACAAAGUGUACAAGCCAAUAGAAACAAUAUGACAAUGAAUGACACUCCCACAUACAUUAGGCAGUCCCUCCUCUCUGCUUGGGAAAUAAUUGGGUCAGAUACUGUAAUAACUCAAUUAUCCCCAGGCAGAAAAAACAUCAUAUUUUAAGGUACCCCAAAACAUGCAGAAAAACAUAUCUCAUAUACAUAAGUUAUAUUCCCUGAUAGCCCUAAUCUGGGUGACCAACAUAUCCGAAAAUCACCCAGAUCAGUUUAGGGGUACGAAAGUUUCCUGAAGGGUACAUUUUGACUGCACACAAGGCUGUUAUCCCAUAAGGCGUUCCACGAAAUGAGGCUGUGUGGUCGGUCUGGUUCGUCAAAACAUAAAAAUGAAAUAAAACACGAACGGACCCCCUGGCUCUUAGGCAGCGUUUGUUCCAUUAGUUCUUGGGAACAAACUUACCGAACAGCGCCCUCCUGGCUGUUUCGACAAAAGGAAGCAGGCGUUUGACAAGUUGACCGGGGGUUGGUGCGUUGAGUGUAUCCGAUUUUAGUUCCAGACACUCGAUGACUAACCACCGCUGCUUCCUUUCGUGCGAACAAGAUGGAACCCAGAAGGAAUCUUCAAUUGCCAAUUCGUCUUGACGAAAAUAGCCAGGGGUGGUCAAACAAACGAAAUCUGGGUAAAACAUAUGAAAUACUGUUCGAAAAUGUCUAGGAAAUGCUGGGUUUUCUUACAGGGCUUACCUCCGCUAAUUCCUAUCUUCUGCCACUCUGGAACCCUUAAGCAUACAGACAUCCAUUCCCCCAGUAACUGGACGACACACAGCUCUGGGAGUACAACACGAUUUUUUUUGUGCCGCACACAGAGUUUAUGCAUAACCCCAUGAAAUGGGUCUUUCACACAAGCAGACAGGGGUUUUCAUCCCAGGACUUUCUGUGCCUGGGAGCCGAGGUGUGGGAAAAGGCUCUAGUCUCUUUGUCUCCCAGGUACAGAAAGUCUGCCACUCAGGCAAGGGCUCCAAAUCCUCUGUGAUUGGGAGCCAAGGCAAGGCAAAAAGGCCUCUUUGCCUCUCAGGCACAGAAACCCUGCCAAAAUAGACAGUAUCCCAAAAGUGUCCCCAUCAAACUCAGAACCCAACAACCCCACAAAAGUACAUUCCCUGACCGGUCUCCGUUCGUGAAGUUCCUGUGCGAACACCAUGCAAGGGAAUCCCUUCCUUUCAGGAUACGAAUGCUCUCCCUGGUUGCCGUUCAUCUGUAUGAAAUGGCAGCCACCCAGGGGAGCACUCCAUUACUUCCCUUGUGGUUUCACACUUAUAACAAUAACUUAAGUUAUUGGUGUGAACAUUCUAAUGGGGUCCUGGGGUUGUCCUUGUUCGGGAGAUGAAUGGGUGCUGUUCGUAUGAACGAUCCCAAAUGGGAAAACAUGGCACAAUACACAAAAUACAAGGGGAAACACACCAAUAAGCAGUGAUUCUGCCACACUACCCUUCAGACUUUCUCCCCGGCUACUAAACAAGAGGUGGCUGUGCUUCUCCUUUCUUCUCACCCCCACCACUUGCCUGCUUGAUCCUGUCCCGCCUCACCUUAUCAGAUCUCUCUUCCCUUGUCUUGUGCCUUCCUUAACACACAUUUUCAAGUGCUCGCUCUUUUUUGGCAUUGUUCCUGCUGACCUUAAACAUGCCUCUGUAGUACUUAUCCUGAAAAACUCCCCCUCUAUCAUCCCAUUACCCUCUUUAAUCUGGCUUUCACCCCCUACACUCUGCUGAGACUGCUUUUAUCAAAGUUACUAAUGACCUAAUCGCAGCUAAAUCCAAAGGCCACUACUCCAUACUGAUUCUUCAUGACCUCUCUGCUGCCUUUGACACAGUUGAUCAUACUCUCCUUCAAACUCUUCAAUCACUCUGUCUCUGUGACUCUGUCCUCUCUUGGCUUUCCUCUUACCUCUCCCAACGCUCAUUCAGUGUCUCCUUUUCUAAUGAUACCUCCUUCCUUCGUCCUGUCUUGGUUGGAUUCCCCCAAGGCCCUGUCCUUGGUCCCCUUCUAUUUUCUCUUUAUACUGCCUCUCUUGGCAAACUUAUUACUGCUUUUGGAUUCCACUACAACCUGAACGCUGAUGACACCCAGAUAUAUAUGUUCUCCCCAGACCUCUCCCGUGCCAUCCUGAAAUGUGUCCUGCUUGCAUUUCUUCCAUCUCUGACUGGAUGUCCUCCUGCUUUCUGAAACUAAAUCUCUCUAAAACUGAGCUCCUUGUCUUUCCUCCUAAUACUGAUCCUCCUCUUUCGCUCUCCCUUCAAGUUAGUGGUAUCCACAUCAGUCCAUCCUUGCAAACGCGCUGUCUUGGUGUCAUACUUUAUUCUGGCCUCAGCUUUGAGCCUCACAUCCAGUAUGUUACCAAGUCCUGUAGAUUCCAUCUUAAAAACAUAGCCCACAUCCGCCCCUUUCUUACGCAAGAUGAUACCAAGGAGCUUGUCCAUGGUCUAGUAAUUUCCUGCAUAGAUGAAUGUAACCCUCUCCUAAUUGGUCUUCCCAAAAGCCGUAUUGCCCCGCUACAGUCUGUAAUUAAUGCUGUCGCCAGACUGAUUUUCCUCUCCUGUCUCUAUUCACACAUCUCCCCUCUGUCAGUCCUUCCAUUGGCUUCCUGUAUCCUAUAUGAGUCAAUUCAAAUUUCUAACCCAUACCUAUAAAGCACUGAACAAUUCUAACCCCUCUUAUAUCUCUUCACAGAUCCAUAGGUAUGCCCCUUCUCAGUCUCUCCGCUCUUCUCGCGGGCGGCUCCCUUCCUAUGGAAUAGCCUCCUUACCGCAAUCAGACUCUCCCCUAGUCUUGCAUCUUUUAAGAAGUGCCUUAAAACCCAUCUCUUUAGGAAAGCUUAUGGCCUCCCAGAGUAACCUCAACCUUACAUACCUGUCUCUUGCUCUCUCCUAAAGGGCAGCACUCUACUCUCUCCUCCAGCUCUGCUUCCUGUAUCCUUAUUUGAUUGCAAAUUCCUGUCCUAUUGGGUUUUACAACCCACCUCCUUUAGGCUGUAAGCUCGUUUGAGCAGGGUCCUCUUCAACCUAUUGUUCCUGUAAGUUGUCUUGUAAUUGUCCUAUUUAUUGUUACAUCCCCCUCUUCUAAUAUUGUAAAAUGCUACGGAAUCUGUUGGCGCUAUAUAAAUGGCAAUAAUAUUAUUAUUAUUAAUAAUAAUAAUAAUAAUAAUAGUAAUUAUGGUGUUAUGGACCCCAGCUAUACCAUAUUUAGCAUCUCAGGCGACUUAUUGUAGAGUGGCCACAUCCUCUUACUUUGAAACAUUAAUGGAUUUGUGUCUGGGAGCUCUGCCUUUCUACGUGAAUGUUUAAAGGGAUAAUCCACUCCUAGGGAUAGUUGUCGCUUGGUGUGGGCCCAAGUUAAGGGACAACUCAGCGCUAAACUGAUAGUCCCUUUACUGGGAAAUAGGGCUACCAUACUCCUGGCAUCAUAAAAACUACCAGGGACUGUAUUGGUUAUGAUGCUUGGAGUAACCCUUUAAGGGUCUAUUUGCUAAACAGUGAUUUGAGGUGUUCUAACAGAUUUGCCCAAAAAUGUUAACAUAACAGAAAUCCAGGAUCUCUAUAGUUUAGCUCGCAAUAUUACCUAUUUUGGCUAAGUUUUUUUUGUAAUCCAUUUUCCAAUCUGCCCAUCUCAUCAUUAAAGGGGAAUCACCUUUGUAUAAUAGAACACAGAACUUCAUGGAUGGUAUGACAACUCAUUUAAAAGGGAAAAUGUGGCACCAUAAGCACUACAGGCUAGGGGUGUCUCCGGGAACAUACAAACGGUUUGAUCAAGAACCAAGAGAUGGCACUUGCGGCUUAAUAGCACAGCAUCAACUACAAUGAUCUGCAGUGUUUCUGGUGCUUAGAUUUCCCCUUUAACCAGCAACCAGUUAAUAUAAUAUAUCUCUCUCUCCCUCAUAUGUGUGCCCCAUUUGAUUUAUUUUUUUUAACCCUUUUGGACACCACUUCAGAAGUAAAAGGCCAUGUAUCCGUAAGGGUUAAUAAACAGUAUGAUAUGAACUGCUCAGUGCUUUCUUACACGGAAAGGGUUAAUGAGACUGCCCUGCAGAGUGCUCACUGCUUAGACCGUAGGACAAAGUGUAUGUUUCGCAAGAGAAUACCAAACCUUGGUUUACGAAAGAGCAGGCAAGCCGUACUCCCAUCUGUUCGGUAAUACCCACGGAUACCCGUGAAGCCCUCAGUAGGUAAUUUAUUAGACAGAUCUGGGGAACUCCUUGCGUGAAGCAGUAAUUUCCCCCACCCGUCUAGUAAUCCCCAAACUGCUAACGCUCUCUGUCAUUGUUCUCCAUACAGUAAAGAAUCCCUUUCAUGGUGCAGGGCAGCGGGUAACGGGAAGGUAAGAUAACAGAGAUAUAUAAAGCCAUUCGGCACCAUGGGUGUUUGUGGACUACAUAUCCCAUGAUGCCCAGCUAACACAUAGCCUGCAUGGGGCUGUGGAAAUCAUGUGAUGUUAGAAAAGCACAUUGUAUUUGUUAUCUGUAGAUAUACUAGGUAAACACAGUUUGUUUGUAAGGACACAAAACCUCAGUGUUUGUUGUAUUUGGCAAUUUCUAGUGACUACAUGAAGGUUACCAGAAGUACCUGUUAAAAGGGGGAGGAGGGGGUGAAAUAUUGGAAAUAUGUAUAAAUUACAGGAUUGCCCUAACAUUCCACCAAUAAUAUUUUAUUUCUAAUUAAAUUAUUGUACGCUUGCCCUUUAACCCCUUAAGGACACAUGACAUAUGUGACAUGUCAUGAUUCCCUUUUAUUCCAGAAGUUUGGUGCUUAAGGGGUUAAAUGGGAUUGAUCAUUUUUUGACCAAAGGGGAUUUUUCUGUCCAAUUACAUGCACACGUGUAUAUACAUGUUAUGAGUAUGGUAUAUUUGUGUUUUAUGAUCUGCCUAUUUUUGGAACAGGCAGAUCAUGGUUUAUAAAUCCUGUACAGCAUCCUGCCCAGGAUUGAUGGGAGUUCUUAUUUCCAAACCGCAGUUGCUGUCCUUAAACCGACUCUGUACACCAUCAGGGUCUUUAGAAAAUAUGCAAAGACCCAGAAUGGUGAGUGAUGUGGGUUAAUUAAGCCUCUCCCUCGUUUACUGAAAUGCCAUGAGAGAACCACACUCUGUCUGCCCAGCAUCUCUCUUGGCAUAUCUAUAAUCAGAAAUGGUGCAAGCUCUUACAUUUACUAAUCUCGGGCAGGCUGGAACGUGUGUUCAUAUAAUAAUAAAUAUCUAAAUCUAAAAUUUUGAGUUUUUCUUUACGAGACACUCCUAACAUUAACCUUUCAGUGCAAGCCUUGAGGGUCCUUGGCACACUCUCACCUGGGGUGACCUUUCACCUACCAAUGCUUAGUGAGAGAGAGGAUAUUAUUUCUGGGUCAGUUAUAAUCGUUUCAGAAAUUUUGUAAUGUGUGUAAUCUUCUUUUUAUUAUAUCAGAUUCCAAAAGUCCAGAAACAAAGUAACAGGAAAACAGAGUCCAUUCACAUAGAUUCUGGAACACUUUAUGCUGCUAACUAAGAAAGGGAUUUGCAGGAAGUAGCUUUUAUCUGCUACAAAAACAUCUAACUGGAUAGUUCCUAAAAUGUGAUUGGCUGCUGUUCAUUCCAUCCAAUCACAAUGCAACACUCAAGAAACCAUGUGAAGUUCCAGGUAGUCAGUUACCCAUUUUCUUCAGUAUACUGUCCCAUUCAGUACUUUGUGGACUUCCCUGUAACUGAGCUCCCUGUACCCUGGCUUGGUACCUCCGCCAAAGGACAGCUUCCUAGCUGGAACAAGGGAAAAACCUCAGUGCUUCUGCCCCCCAGUCGCCAUGACUUGACUGGGGUCCUGGAACCUCACUGUCCUGGAGCCGAAUAGGGGACUAGCUCUAUCCACCCCCAGGUACCGGAUGACACUCCGUCAUGGGAGCUCUAGUCCUUACAAUGACUUUCCCCACUGAAUCCUCCAUGCUGGAACAGUGAUUAGCCCUCUCCACUCCCAGUAACUAGACGACACAUAGGUCUGGGAGUACAAACUUGUAGUCUGACAAACUGCUAGACUUGGUUCAGCAACAGGACAUUGACACAGAGCAGGAAAGCUGGGUGGCUGUGUCAGACCUGCCACCCUCCAGGUGGGGAAACCUGGCUGCUGUACCCCCUGCUUCACUGUUCCAACUUGUUCCAGCAUGGAGAAUUGAGUGGGGAAAGUCCUUGUAAGGACUCCAGCUCCCAGGACUGUGUGUAGUGGAUAGAGCUAGUCCCCUAUUUGGCUUCAGGAUGGAGAGGUUCCAAGACCCCAGUCAAGCCACGGCGACUGCGGGUAGAAGCGCUGAGGUCUUUCCCUUGUUCCAGCUAGGAAGCAGUCCUUUGGCGGAGGUACCCAGUUGGGGUACAGGGAGCUUCGUUACACUCCCAUUUUAGGCCUUGGUUUAAUAAGUUUUUCAAAUAAUUCAGUAUGGUUAGAAAGAUUUUCCAAACUAUAAUAAGACUUUGUGCUGAUCAAUUAAAAUCAAGGUCAUAGUGGGCAGAUAUAAUCUAUGCAAUAUCACAUCAGAUAGCAAUGCAUCUUGUUUUGUUGCAACAAAGAGAAAAAAAAACAUAACCUUUGCAAGAAAUGGUUUCUGCAGUGCCACUCUAACAAGAUUGUCCUUGUCUCCUAAUAACAUGAAUUACAGUCUCGUCAAAUACUUUGACACCUAGGAGGGUUCUCAUCUCAUAAGAUAAACAGUCUCAGUUUGGUAAGCGUGACUUCAUAGCUUAAAUCUUCCAGUCCUUUUAAGUAAAUGUGUCAUUGAACUUCUAGUUCUGUUAACUGUCCUCCUGAUUGAUUAUAAAACUAUGCAGUAGAACCUUGUGCUAUCUGGAAAUAGAUCCCAAGUUCUUUUCAUGGAGCUUUUUAAUAUUCUUUUCUUUUCUCCAUUUUUCUUCUAGAGACUUCAAACACUACUGUUACCUAAUCCUCAUUUAUGGUGGGUUCCCAAACCUGCUAUGGCUCUGUGCCUCAAUCAAGUGUUUAACAAAGACAAGACAUUUCGCCCCAGAAAGAGGUUUGAACCCGGAACGCAACGCUUUGAACUAUACAAGAAAGCACAGGCCUCCCUGAAAUCUGGCUUGGACCUCAAAACCGUGGUUCAGCUUCCCCCAGGGGAAAACAUUAAUGACUGGAUAGCUGUGCACGUUGUAGACUUUUUCAAUAGGAUUAACUUGAUAUAUGGCACCAUGUCAGAGUUUUGCACAGAGAAAAGCUGCCCCAUCAUGUCUGGUGGGUUUAAAUAUGAAUAUCGGUGGCAGGAUGACAACAAGUUCAAGAGACCCACCAAGCUCUCUGCUCCACUGUACAUGAACAUGCUUAUGGAGUGGAUUGAAACCUUAAUUAAUAAUGAAGACAUCUUUCCGACCAGGAUGGGUGAGUGUUUUAUCCUAUUUAUAAAGAGUUACCCAUUUUUGUAUACUUCAAAAUGCAUCCUUUUGUUUUUUGUUUUUUAUGUUAUAACUUUGCUCCAUGAGGCCACUUUUUACAUUUUUUUUUUUUUUUUUUUUUUAAAUACAGAGGGACGUAUCAACAAUCCAUUGUAAUGGUUAUGAUUUUUAAAGGUGGCUUUGUCACCCUAUACUUGCCUUACUUUAAUUUGCUCCUUUUUUUAUUUUUUAUUUAUUUCUCGUUGAUUACAUAAGGCAAAGUAGGGAUGAAGCUUGAGAACAAGUGAUUGUAAGACAAUAUCUAUGAAGUGGUAUUUACUUUCUGGGGUUGGGUUCCUCCACCUUUUUUUUUUUUUUUUUUUUUUUUUCACGUUGUUUGGGUGUUUUUUUGAGGUAACAACUUGGGAGGAGAUAUUCCACGCUUGUUAAAAUUUGUAUUACAAUUUUUUUUUUGUGAUUUUUUUUGCUAUAGUACAUAUCUAUGAAAUGGCUUGUGGUAUCCUCCAUAGAUCUCAAUUCUGUACUCUGGCGCAUGCAUGAGAGUACAGCACUAACAUUAGUUCCAGUCAGAUGAAGCGCCAGUGGCAAUUGCCUUGGGGGACAGGUUCAAGUAAGUAUAACUCACCUUUUGAGUGUCCUUGCAAAUUAGACACCGCUUUCAAACUGUCCACCAAAACCCCCUUUCCAUGGACUGUACUCCCACAGCAUAUAAAUCUCUGGAAAGCUUGUAACAGAGCGCCCUUGCUAUUCAAAUAGCGCCCUGAUUGGAGAAUCCAUGCCCGAGAAACCACUUGUUAAAGGUUUUUUUAUGGUGUUGUGACUAUUCAUCGAUCCGACAAUAAGUUAUAGGAGUGAGGCGGCUUAGUUCUGGUCUCCAAAAAGAGGUUCCCGGACCUUUGGGGAGUGGAGCACUCUCAAGCCCCAAGUAUCCUCUGAUGCUACCUUGCCUCUCUAACCUCCCCCUAUUUGGAGGUCAGGGGAUUGUGCAAACCUAUGUACCAUCCCAAUUCAUAUAAAUGUUUCAGAGUAUCUCCCAUUUAGGCAGUUGAGGGUCUUUUAGGGGCUCUUGGGAUCGGGCCUAUAGUCUGUGAGCAGGAGGCUGACCUUCAUGCCUGUCCAGAAUGUUGUGGCAUGGGAACUUUCAUCACCGUAACAAAUGAGGAGGUGAAACACAGAGACGAAUGGGUUUUGUCAAAGUGCCCUGAUGGCACUUUACACAAAAACAUAGAAUGUGAUGGCAGAUCAGAACCAUUCGGCCCAUCUAGUCUGCCCAAUUAUCUUAUGGCUAGGAUAGACUUAUGCCUAUCCCACGCAUGAUUAAACUCCUUCACUGUGUUAUCCACUACCACUUCAUGCUUGAAGGCUAUUCCAUGCAUCCACUACCCUCUCAGUAAAGUAAUACUUCCUGAUAUUAUUUUUAAACCUUUGUCCCUCUAAUUUAAGACUAUGUCUUCUUGUUGUGGUAGUUUUUCUUCUUUUAAAUAUAGUCUCCUCCCUUACUGUGUUGAUUCCCUUUAUGUAUUUAAAUGUUUCUAUCAUAUCCCCCCUAUCUCGUCUUUCCUCCAAGCUAUACAUGUUAAGAUCCUUUAACCUUUCCUGGUAAGUUUUAUCCCGCAAUCCAUGAACCAGUUUAGUAGCCCUUCUCUGAACCCUCUCUAAGGUAUCAAUAUCCUUCUGAAGAUACGGUCUCCAGUACUUUGUACAAUACUCCAAGUGAGGUCUCACCAGCAGUGAUGUAUUUUGGUUUUGUGCUGCUCUAGGCAUGACUAAACAUGGGCACCCCCCUAAUCUAAAUUUGCCCCACCCCUACUGGUCAAGACUGCAUCUCUUCCUGAUUAAGAACCCACUUCUUCCUCUUUACACUCCACCUUUUCCUACUCCUUUUAAAGGGAUAUUAUAGUGCCAGGAAAGAUUUUUCCCUCAUGCUCUCCCCUCCCAAUUUGGCACUAUAGGGGUUAAAACUCCUUCAGUCACUUACAUUUAUCCAGCGCCGAUGUACCUCAGUGCAGGGUCAGGCUCUUCCUCCGUGCUUGCAUUAGGCUCCCCAUAGGAAAGCACUGUAUUAAUUUUUUCCUAUGGAACUUUAGCAGAUGCUGGAUGUCCUCAGCAUCAGUUAGGCGACUAUUGAUCGCCUAACUACCCAGAAGAAGUUAACCCCUCAUCGUAAUUAUUGCAGUUUCUGAGAAACUGCAAUAAUUUACCUUAAAGGGUCAAAGGGGAGUGGGACACUGCACCCAGCCUAUUUCAAUGAGAUGAAGUGGUUUGGGUGCCUAUACUGUCCUUUUAAGCACACACUCUGACAGGCGCACAAACACAUUCACUGGCAGACACUCAUUGAAAGACACACUCUGAUAGUCAAACACAGACUUAAUGACAAACAGUCUCGCUGAUUUGACACACACACACACUGACAGACACACUCAUACACUCACAUGUGCACACUUACACUCACACACACACACCUACACUCACACACACCCAUACAGAAUCAUACAAAAUCACUAAUUAUUAAUAUCACUAAUUAUUAAUAUUAUUAUAAUAGUUAAAAAAUUUCACCCAGCCUUCCUACCUGUUGUUGGGGGUCCAGUGGGGCUGCUGUGAGGCGUGCGGCUGUGUUAGCAUCAGAGGUGGUGAGGGAGCUGUGAUCUCCCUGAUCUGCUCCUCACGCCUCGUGGGCCGUCUACUGAUGCAGAGAGCCGGAAUGACGUCAUAUUCUGGCUCCCGGCAUUAGCAAAUGGAGCGUGAGGGAGCAGAUCGGGGAGGUCACAGCUCCCUCGCCGCCUCUGAUACUAGCACAGCCGCACACCGGUUGGUCCAUAAAGUGGCCAGCUCUUGGACCCCCCUAUGGCAGGGAGAGCUCCCCCUCCCGUCCCCAAUGCCAGGGGGUGGCAUAUUUUGCAGCCCCCUGGUUAGUGCUGCCCAAGGCAAAUGCCUAGUUUACCUUGGGCUAAAUACACCACUGCUCACCAGUGCAGUGAAAAUUGUCUUCUAAAACGCUGGCCAGAAUAGGACAACUGUAAAAGUCUCAGACGAGUUUGAUAUAUAUAUAUAUAUAUAUAUGUAUGUAUAUAUUUUUUUGUUUUUUUUGUUUUUCUUCUUGCUUUGCUAUUUUAGCACUUAGGGGUGAAUGUAAGAUUUAACCUUUUUGAGUGCUGUGAAAAUACACUGUAAUUAGCAUCUGUCAUUCACAAUCAAACAAUAUGGGUUAUAAAUAGGAAAGCUGAACAAUAGCUUUAUUUAAAGAAGGCGGAAUCCGAGACGUAUUCUGCAUUGUUGCUAGGAAAAUUACAUCAUUCAAGCUUCCACUGAUAUUUAAUUAGAAAGUUCCAAGAGUUAUUGAAGGUGAAUAUUUAACAUCUGUGUCUAGAACUAGAGCCAGAAGGGCACACAGCUUUUCGGAUGAUGUAUGCUUAUACGUUUUAGUUUUUGGUUUUGUUUUGUUUUUAUGAUCCAACCAAUAAUGAACAUACCUUAAUCCCUGGAAAUAUAUUCAUAUGCAAAGAAUUAAAAACGUUACCGUUUUAUAAGAUGUAUUUUCAUUCUCGGUAUGCAGUGGUUAGUACCUACCAAAAGUAAUGCAAGGAAGGACAACCUGUGAUCAGGAUCAUGGGCGCUCAAGGCUCGUCUGGUCCAAUCACACAAAAGAGCUACUGUAACUGAAAUUGCUGAAAAGAUUAAUGCUGACCAUGAUAGAAAGGUGUCAGAACACACAGUGCAUCGCACUUUAAAGCAUAUGGGGAGGUGUAGACACAUGCCAGUCAGAGUGUUUAUGAUGACCCCUGUCCACAGCCAAAAGUGUCAUUAACAGGGAUGGGAGCAUCAGAACUGGACCAUGGAGCAAUUGAAGAAGGUUGCCUGGUCUAUGUAAUCACUUCAAAAAAAAAUCAAAAUAAUUUUUUUUUUUUAAUCAGAUGGCCAGGUGCGUUUGCGUCAUUUACCAGGUGCGUUUGCGUUUAUUAUUAUACACUGGACAAUGUUCUACUGGGAAAACCUGGGGUCAUGGGAUUUAUGUGGAUGUUACUUUGACACGUACCACCUACCUAGAGAUUACUGCAGACCUCGUACACCCCUUUAUGGCAAUGGUGUUUCAUUUUGGCAAUUGCCUCUAUCAGCUGGAUAAUGCACCCUGCCACACUACAAAAAGUGUUCAGUAAUAGCUUGAGGAACAUGACAAAGUUCAAGGUGUUUCCUUGGCCUCCAAAUUACCCUGAUCUCAAUCCAAUUAAACAUCUGUGGGAUGUGCUGGGACAUUAAACCUGAUCCAUGGAGUCCCCACCUUACAACUUGCAGGACUUAAAUGUUCUGCCCCUAAUAUCUUGGUGCCAGAUACCAUAGGACACAUUCACAGGUUUUGUGGAGUCCAUGUUUUGACGCAUCCAAGUUCUUUUGGAAGCAUAAGGUGGACCUACACGAUAUUAGGCAUAGUUGAAAAUUAUUUACAUAAAGAGAUGUAUCAAUGAUAUGCGACUGACAAAUAUUCCUGGAAAAAAAAGUCAAAGAAAAAUAAUCCGACCAAAAUGAUUGAUAUCCCUUAGAAUCCCGUGCACAAGAGUCAUGAGUUACCUUGGCACCCCACGUCUUCCUGAACUACAUUUCCCACCAUGCUUGGCCAGAUUCAAGGCUGGCUCAGCACCUUGGGAAAAGCAGAGCAGAAACUUCUGGAUACUAAGGUUGGUAAUCAGUGCAGUACGCCGCAGGUUCUUUGUGUAAUAACUGGCCCGCAAGGAAAUCCUUAAUUGGAAUCUUCCAUCCUGGUUGAAGUCAUAAAACAUGAACAGGAGAUGGCUCAUCAAAUAAAGCGAGAGUUUGCUAAUGAUCCAGAUAUUUACCAUCUGUGCUUCUCAAAAUCAUAAUAUUUAAAAUUAUUCUAUACCUCUAGGACAGACAUUUACUUGCUACGGAGGGAUGUUUUUAGUAAAGAACAUUUUCAUCAUUACUUUAAUGAAGACAUUCCAGACCCCUAAAGCACUUCAGCUUGCUGAAAAGCAUUGUGUGACAAGUAUGUCCUAUUAAUUAAUUUAUUUAUUUUCAAUAGAAAUGUACACCUUUUAUAAAUUUACCUUGUUACACACCCUUGGCUGUCAAUCAGACAACUGGUCCUGUUAUUUCCUGGUUUGUUUAUCUCAGUGAAGCUAAACUCGAGGCAGCAAUUGCUCAGAGAACCUGCCUUGCAAAGAUUUCUUAUUGAGCUGCAUUGGGAAGUCUGUGAUUGGACAGCCACAGAAAGUAUGGGAGGGCUGGCAAAGGCUGCAGUCAAGAGAUCUGCAUGUUUUGCAAACUGUUUUUAGAUAAACUCCCAAUUAAAAUGCAUAAUUCCAUGCAUGCAAGUUCUAAUUUGGGGAAUAUCUGCUAAAUAGUGAUUAUCUUGCAUAUGGGCAGUGGGGUGUCCCUUUUAAUAUGAAAUGCCUUAAUUAUAAAUGUAUCAGUUCAGUUUCAGUGUCCCUUUAGAUACUUUGUAUACAAUCAGGCUUCUGGGGUCACAUGGGCAGCCCACAGCAGGAUUGACACACACCGUCCUGGGGCGCGUGGCCUGGCUGCUGACUGAAAUGACUGCCAUGUAAAAGCGCUCUCCACAGAUGUGGGCUUUAAUACAGUGGGGAAAAAAAGGAGAAAAAGCUACUUAUUUGAUUUAAUUCGACAAAAUUCGAUCAUCUAAACUAACUGUGAACAAAACUCAGAAAAGACGGUUUCUGGGCUGAGAUAUGCAAGUAAGGCCUUAUUCACCGUGACACAACUAAAUGGAGGCUAAGAAGUCAGUCACUCAACUAGCUGCAUGUAACACUGAUUCAGGGACCCAAACACAACCAAUUCUGCAACUAACUUUGGAGACUUCUACUCAUUUUGGAUAUUAAAACUGUCAACUCUACGACAAGAUAUUGCAAAAAACAUCACGAAGGAGUUCCGUAAAUAGAUUGCAAGUGUGAGGAAAGACGUUUCAGACAUGGCAAACUGAACGACUGAGGUUCAGUCAGUAGUUGUGAAAACUGCUGACCUAGAACUCACGCAUCGUCCUGUGUCACUGGUGGCGCACAUAGCACCCUUUACUGGCCCAUCUUCCCAUUGGCUCCAAUUUUACACUCCCUCCCAACACUCCGAGGUAUGUAAACUCUAGUUUAACUUCUAAUUUAAUCCCUAUCAUCCUCCGCUGACAUGCGUGUAUAUGACUGGGCAACUCUAAAUUUACACUUUAAAUUUAUUUAUUUUUUUAUGUAAAAUCAACAGCAGAGGUUUAUGCUCAAUAACGUCUGUUCUCCUUGUGUGUUCUACAGCAAGUGUGUAACUAACCGUCGUGUGACCUCGAAUUCACAUCAUCUUGAUUUGUGUUACUGCAGGCCGAUGUGCACUUUGAGUCCUGGUUUUAUUAUUUAGCCGAGACGUUCAACAAUUCAUGGAUCCUGACCUUUCCCAAGACAAAUUGCAGCUUUCUAAAGAAGUCAAUUCCUCUGGACGUUGAAAUGGUCAGAUCGAGACUGAGUGGAGUAAUAUUCUAAACAUAAUAACUGGAAAUAUUGUAGCUCAUCCAUCGCUGUCUUCUCACUACAAACACAGGAGUUUCACAUUUCCAAUUCUAGGCCAUUUCCAAGCAUUAUUCCCAAUAGCCCCGUGUCUGCCAGUAGAGAAAUAGUUUCCUUUUAAUAAAACGCCAAGGAAGCAGACCUCAGAACCAUCAGAGUACAGUGUUCGGGCUGGAAGAGGGGGAGGGGGGCAGUGGUUCUUCACUUCAUUUUUUUUUUUUUUAAAUAUAAAUUAUAAAUUCAUUUACUGAGUCUCUUCCAUUACUAGGGACUUGGACCUCCCUGGAUGUACAUUUGCAUAAUUUUGCAAACUGAACUAAUUAGUGAUGUGGCCAAGUAGAAUUCCUUCCUUGCCAGCGAAGUAUUGCAAAAAAUGUAUCGAUGAUGAAUAAUUUAUAAUGCAAGGUUAUUAUAAAUUUAUAUGAAUUACAGAAAGGGGAUCAGCACAGAAUAUGGAGGGGGAGGGGAUCAAAGGGGGCUAUUGUAAUAAGAAUGAAAUGUAACAGUUACUGUGUGGGGUCUCUUAUCUGCCACAUGCAAGCAGUAAAUGUAACCCUUCUCAAUGAAACAGUGGUAUACUCCUGUGUAUCCAAAAGAGUUGAUUAAAAGAGAUUCCCCUUUCAAGGGUUUUAAAUGCUCAAUGGGAAUAAUGACAAAAAUUAUUUGGAUGUUUUUACAUAAUAGAUGUACAUUUUUUAUUUUGUUUUGCAAAAAUCACAUGCACCUCAUCUUAAACCCACUGCCCCCCCACUUGCAAAAGGAAGUGAUGAGAAACGGUAAUGGAUAUGUACAUCUUUCGCAGGUGGAGUUGAACAAAAGUGAGAACUUCUGCAAAGAGACUCUUGUGAGAUCUCACUAAUUGAGGGAUGGAGGGUUUGACUUAUUCUGUGUAUAAAAAAAAAAAACUUGAAAUUAAAAAAAAUUCCACAAAGCAAACAGCUGUUACGUAUCGGCACUACUCAUUUCAUCUUAAAAACAUAGGCCGCAUCUGCCCCUUUAUUAGGCAAGAUGCUACCAAGGAGCUUGUCAAUGCUCUAGUUUCCUGCAUGGAUUAUUGUAACCCUCUCAGGAUUGGUCUUCCCAAAAGCCGUAUUGCCCCGCUACAGUCUGUAAUGAAUGCUGCCGCCAGACUGAUUUUCCUCUCUAGUCGGUCCUCUCACACCUCGCUCCUCUGUCAGUCCUUACAUUGGCUUCCUGUAUCCUAUAGUCGUCAAUUGAAAGUGCUAAUCCAUACCUAUAAAGCACUGAACAAUUCUAGCCCCUCUUAUAUAUCUUCACAGAUCCAUAGGUAUGCCCCUCCUUGUUCCCUCCGCUCUGCCCGUGACCACCUCCUGACCGCUGCUCGCACCCGUACGGCCAACUCGCGCUUGCAGGACUUCUCGCGGGUGGCUCCCUUCCUAUGGAAUAGCCUGCAUACUGCCAUCAGACUCUCCCCUAGUCUUUAAUUGUUUAAGAAAUGCCUUAAAACCCUCUUUAGGUAAGCUUAUGGCCUCUCAGAGUAAUCUCCAUUUGUUUAAAUAUACAUAGGGAUUUAGGAAAGAGCGCAGGUAACUUUUUUUUUUUUUGGUUUUUACUGUAUAUAUUUGGGCUGAUGUGUACUACGGUCGUUGCUGCUGCCCAGGAGUAAUGGGAGUUUGAGCGCAGGACUUGUUUAUUUUUUUUUUGUAUUUGUAUUCACUUUUGUAUCACACAGCUAGGUUGCAAUUCCGCUGCCCAUUCCAUGUGUUCUCUGUUAAGGGUUAAUAAGCAUGUAGGGAUGUAUAUAAAAUAUAACCCUUUCUGUCUCAUUAGAGAUAUCUUUGCCAGAAGCUCAAGGAAGCAAGGUGAAUGGUUAGUUAGGAUCCACCAAAGAGGUCUGCCUUGACGUGGCAGGUGGGCAUACCCUCUCAUGGCCAUUGGAGGUAACUGAAAACCUCCAUUUGUUUAAAUAUACAUAGGGAUGUGGAAAAGAGCGCAGGUAACUUUAAAAUUUUUAUUUUUUUGAUGAUGUUGCUUGUAUCUUUUGGUUUGUUUUGUCAAUAGUACAUCUGAGAUCGCGUCUGAAUAACAAAGAGUCCUGGGUGGAGAGUAGGGAGUAAUGGAAGAGGAGAGGAGUUUGACUAAACCUAGGAGUGAGGGGAGAAUGGAAUUGGGAUAGAGUUUACGAUACGGUGUGAGCAUUAUGGAGGUGAAGCGAUAGACGAGUAAAAAGGGGGAGUAGCAAUAUUAUCAGUGGGGAUUUGUACGUGAGAAUAACAUUUAAUAAUAGAAAUGUUGGAUUGGAAGCUGGUGAUGUUUUUGCGGAAAGGGAGAAGGCCUGGGCAGAGGCCUGUAGAGGAGGCUGUAAGUGAAUUUGCUGAACUUUGAUUAUGUAACCUUGUAAAGAAAAGGGUGGACAGGGACUUUGGUGGCAGAGGAAGUUUUUUUGUUAAAGAGAUUAAAAUGACAAAUGGGGGGGAGGGAUCCUCAAAUCUUUCCUUUUGACAGCUUUCUCCGGGUUGAGAAUAGGAGUCCCAACAACAAUUAUAUUGUACAUUUCUCUCUAGUAUUUUGGAUAAUUUCUCGUAUCAACACAGACCAAUGCAGUUAAUGAAAUAAAGUGUCUUUUAAUUGCUGAAUACUUGAUGAAUGAUGUGUGCUAUCUGUAACUAUCACUCUAUAUAUGUAAGGGGAAUUUGUAUGAAAGCGAACUGUAAAUCUCAACUGUUCUCUUUCUAAGGCACUGCCUGGCGUUUUAUCUGAGCAGCCAGAAUUUCCACUGGCAACUGGCCCAGUCAGGCGGCACUAAUGGGUAUAAACAGACAUAAUGUAUAUAUUUACAUGUAUGCGUGUUAAAUGGUGUGCUUUGCGUCAGCGUGUGGCGUGAGAUGUGCAUUGUUUUAGUCUGCAAAUUAUGUGUAAUCUUAACUUAGUUUUUUUUUUUUUUUUUUAAAGAACGCUAUAUCAUUAGGAAUACAUAUAUUGAAUUCCUAAUCCUAACGCUGUAGUGUUAUACUCGUGAUUUAGGCUAUCGGGCCUCUCAAAGAACUAAUAAAAUAAAGGGAUUUAGUCCUCCUCUAUACCCUUGUCAUUCUGGUCUCAGUGCAGCCUCCCCACUUCUGCUGGCUGAGAUAAUCAAUCGGUAUGAUCUUGGCCAAUCCAAUGUCUUCCCAUAGCAUUGGGAGACAAGUGCGCAUCUCCCCUUAGAGAUGCAAUAACGCAAUGCAUCUUUAUGGGGAGCGUUGAGUGAGUAUAUAUAUCUAUCUCAUAAAGAUGUAAGACCGUGUUUAGACUGCUAAGCCUAAUGGGCUCUUUGCCUUAGAACCACUACAGUACGCCUGUAGUGUCCCUUUAACUUCUCAUUAUAUCUGCUUCCAAUAAUUACAAACCUAACCUAAUGAAUACCCCUUUUCAACUUCUUUUAAAGGGACACUCGAAGCACCAUAACUCUUCUUAUAGUGGUUAUGGUGAUAGUGCCGCCAUUUUACUUUUCGGUUCCUAGAGUUUCAUCCUCCACGUGACCUUGUUCCUUUUUGUCAUUUUGCCUACACCGGUUUUGCCUAGAUCCUUUUUUUUUACAAAUCUUUUUUUUUUGGUUUGUUUGUUUUUUGAUUGUGAUGGAAUUUAAAUAUCCAAUGAAUAAAUGCGUAUUGCGUAAAGAUUUUAUAUCUAUGAAAUAGGUAACAGGGCUGCCUUAAUGGUACAAACGAGCCACGGUAUCACGUAGGCAUGUUGUCAUUUUCAAUCUGUUCUUGUAUUUUAUUUAGCAAUGUACCAUAUUAUUAUAUAUACACACAUAUACCACAUUCACAAUACCAAUUAGUGUUCAAAAUGUCGAUUGAUUUUUUUUAAUUUUUUUUAUUAUUAUUAUUAUUGUUUGUUUUGUGACAAAAAAAUGAUUUCAAUAAACUGGAAAGUGUCCCUACGAGUCAGACUUCUCUUAUUGGUCACUAAAUAGUGACCUGUGCUGAAAUCUCUUAAAGGAACACUAUAUUGUCAAAUAUUUACCUAUAAAUGUUAUCUGGUUGAAGUAGUCUGUUUCCGGAUUUCCACUGAACUCUGGUGGGCGGAAAUGAGGCAGGAUAUCCUGUUAACACUGAGAAGUUAAACCACACAUAUUCACUUAUCCUAUGAUCACUGCUCACAUGAAAACAUAGCAGGCACCUGACUCUCAUGAUGCCCAGCCAGCUGUCCGAAAACAGAUUUAGUUGUAUAGAUACAGUAAAUAUUCACAGUCUGACAUUAACAUUCUAUUUAACAUAUUUAUAAAUGAUCUUGAAAUAGGCAUUGAAAGCCAUGUAUCAGUGUUUGCAGAUGACACAAAACUUUGUAAAGUAAUAAAAUGUGUGCAGGAUAUUGCUUUGCUGCAGAGGGAUUUGGAUAGAUUGGGGGACUGGGCACUAAAAUUGCAAAUGAAAUUUAACGUAGAGAAAUGCAAAGUUAUGCACUUCGGGGUUAAGAAUUCACAAGCAACUUACACACUAAAUGGUAGUGAAUUCGGGAUAACCACAUACGAGAAGGAUUUGGGAAUUGUUAUAGACAGCAAAUUAGGCAACAAUAUGCAAUGUCAAUCUGCAGUUGCUAAGGCUAGUAAGGUUUUGUCAUGUAUACCUUCAGCAACAAAACAACUUUUAUGUUAAAGGCAAACUAUAGGCAUCAAAACUACUUCAAUGUAAUAAAGCAGUUUUGGUGUAUAGAUCAUGCCCCUGCAGUCUUGCUGCUCCAAUCUCUGCCAUUUAAGUGUUGAAUGACUUUUGUUUCUGUUUAUGCAGCCCUAGCCACACCUCCCCUGACUGUGACUGACACAUGGAAAGAAAAAUGUUUUUAUUUUUCAUCAGAUGUUAACAUACUUUAGAAGUUUAUAUAUCCUGCUCUGUAAAUUGAACUUUUAUCAUACACAGGAGGCUCCUAUAGGCUCUUGCAUGCUAUUAACAGAGCAGGAGUUAAGAAAGUCUAAAUUAAAUCGACUGUGUAAUAAACAAAGUUUAAACAUUAGAUCUCUCUUUACAGGAAGUGUUUAGGAAGGUCAUGUAAGUCACAUGGUGGGAGGGGUGGCUACAGCUGCAUAAACAAAGUGAUUUAACUCUUAAAUGGCAGAGAAUUGAACAGUGAGACUGCAGGAGAUGAUCUAGUCACCAAAAUCACUCUAGUAUGCUAAAGUUGUUUAAUUACUUAUAGUGUCCCUUUUACACAUUUGAUAUUAUUCUGCCAUUUUAUACAUGCACAGCUAAAUUAUUAUUUUUUAAUUUAAAAAUUGAAUACAUAAUUUUGGAGCAUAAAACUGCAAAUUAAUAUUGGCAGGAAAAAAACUUACACUUUUUAUACACAAGCCCUUUUGAAGUUCGUUGUACAACUGUUGUACAUGGUUAUAGAUCCACCCCGCUUCACACUUCCCGUCAAACUUUGAGGUUUGGUUGGUUGGAGUGUGUGUGUGGUUUUGACUUUUGUUUUGGUUUCACACUCUACUAAAACUUGCCUAGACAGAAUGUGAGAAUAUUUCAUAUGUUUACACUUUAUUGAAUAACUCUGUUUAGUUUAAUUUUAUAUAUAUAUAUAUAUAUAUAUAUAUAUUAAACCUAAAUUAAAAGCUACUUUUCCUUUUCACCUUACUGUGCCCUGUAAGUGUAGUAAAAAGCUAUUUAAUUGUUUUGCUUGUCACUCAGCAGUUACGAGCAAUUUAGCUCAACUUUUUUUUUUUAAUCACUGAGGACAAUGCUGUUUUGAUUGCUGUUUUGGCCUUUUCUGAAAAAUAGUUCUUGGAAUUUAAUUUUGACUUUGCAUUAAGGCUCAUCCACUGCAGGCGGUUGAUUACUACAAACACAGACCUCCAUCAGGUGUAUGGAUUUACUGGGCAACGCAACCAUUUCUUAAUGAAGAUGUGUUGCUUAGCAACCUGCAGCACAAUUAGCAAACACACAAAAGAAUGGAAAGGCAUACUAGGACCAUGCUUUCAGAACAUCGAGAUCUGUGAUGUCUAAAAUUCAUAUUGAUGUUUUGACUGAAUUUCCCAGGAUACAUAGCUAGUCUGAAGGCUAGCUUAGGCUCAUGGGAAAUGUAGUCCAAAAACAUCUGCAGUGACCAGGUUAGUCUUCACUGAACUAGGAUCUGUCUAGGUAAGGGGUGCCCAAGAGGUAGAUCCCUAGGCGGUUUAAAACUACAGCUUCCAUGAUGCUCUGUCAUUCUAAAGGCAUGCACAGCAUCAUGGGAGUUGUAACAUCUGGGGAUCUACUUUUUCGACAACCGUGGUCUAGAGCUUUUGGCUCUGACUGGGCCGUAGUGGAGGCAGGGAGUCGGGAAAGUAGACCCCAGGCAAAAAGCCAAUCUAUAAUUAUGUUCCUUAUUACAAUGGAGGGCUUCAGGGCACGCCUGGCACCAUAGCCACUGCAGGUGGCGGGGGGGGGGGGGUGAGAGAGAUAAUGUGUCCUGUUCCUUUAAAUAGACUUUUUUUCCCUUGUAAUACCGUUGCCGUUUCUGAUUUAAGAUCUGGGUUUGAAUUCCUGCUUCUGAGUUGCACAGACAGAUCCCGUGAUUUAGGGAUAAUCCUGCACAUUGCUCAGUGAUACAUUGUUAAUUGUUUCUUCGUAUCAGACAGGAAUAGGUUUACAUCUUAAAGGGCUCUAAGGGAAAAAUAUUUUGGUGCCUUUCUCUAACACAAUUGGUGGAUCUAAUUCUAAAACAAGAAUGCAAUAGAUGUGUGCUUGGCAAAUGCUUCUUGUGUUCUGCGCACGUCCAUGUUUUUAGAAUUAAACGACUAGUUUAGUUGUUCUACUCCAACUGUAGGAAAUACAGAAUCAUGGGAGCAGGAUCUAUGGCAUUCCCAGCUUUGUGAAUAUUUAAAAUCUAUUGUUAGUAAUGACAAGGGGGAUAUAUAUGAAAAGGAUCAUAUUCACUAUACAGUUGGUGUGAGAGGUCAUGUAUAAAAUAAACAGUGACAGAAAUAGAUUACCAAAUUAUUAUUCACAAAUUGUUUUGGAAAUAAAAUGUGUAAAACUGCACGGUUCAGAUGACCAUUCUAUAUUAAUAUGGAUCUGGCAUUAUCCGAACUGCAAGGAAAGUUGCAAUAUGAGUAUAACUGUAUAACGGCCAUACAGACGCAAGAUAGAUCAUGAUUAGUGUUGUGCAUUGCAGCAUUAUUCAUAUAUAAUCUUCAUUGAAAGAGUGGGACGUUGAUAGGUCUGUUGGUAAAUCUCAUGAAAUUGUCGUUCGCAGGAAAAUUAGGGCAAAGUUCUGAAAGUGGAGCAGUCACCAUGGAAACCAAAGGGAUGUUUCUCUCGAUUUUGAUCCAUCUCUAGCAGUAAUUUUAUAAAUCUCCCCCACAAUUAAAAACUCUUGCUUAAUUAUUAAAAACUGAUUUUAUUUUCUAUUCUUUUUUUUUUUUAAUAUUCUGGUACUGUUUAUUUGAAGAGAGUAGUAGAACACAUGUUUGUUUAGACUGAAAUCCAGAAGUAGCUGUUAACAUUUGUCAUAAUGUGCAGGAAUCGAGUUCAUCUUUUCACUGGGCACCCCGAAUUCCAGCACUUGGAAAUAUUUUGUCGGCAAUAUAACAUUUGUGAUGGUUUUACGGGAAUUGGUUUUCCUUUGGAACUUUGGAACUGUUGAACAAUCUAUACACAACCAUGAUUGCUGAUGUGCCAUAUGUCGUUGUCUUAUCAUUGCAGGAGUCCCAUUUCCAAAGAAUUUCCAGCAGGUUUGUCACAAGAUCCUCACCAGGUUGUUCCGGGUUUUUGUUCAUGUCUACAUCCAUCACUUUGACGGAAUUAUUAGCGUGGGAGCAGAGGCGCACGUCAACACCUGCUACAAACACUUUUAUUAUUUCAUUACAGAGUUCAGUCUUAUCGACCAUCGAGAGCUUGAACCGCUGGUAAGAGAGGGAAUGGGUAACAGUCUCCAUAUUGAUUAAGGCAAGAAAGUGAGGCAAAGGGCAGGGGGGCCGAGCAUCUCUGUUUAUUACACUGUAUAGUUCGCUCUCAUGGUGACCCAUGUCUGUGUUCUUUUAUUCCAGGUGAAUGUUGUCUUUUUAUGCCAUUCUUAAAAGAGCUUAAACUAUAUUACAGGAUAUCGUAUGAAAUACUAUUGUGAAUCCAAGAAUAAAAGUUUAAUUAUUGGCCAAAGUUUAAAGGGAAACUAUUGUGCCAGGAAAACAAACUUAGGAUUUGUCCAUAGGAAAGCAAAACAGCCCAGACGUCACUCUAGUGGAAAUCCCACAAGAGGAGGAGAUAACCCUAGCAGGAAUUAUUGCAGUUUAUCAUAAACUGCAAUAAUGACCUGCCAUGGGUUAAGGGACCUGGGGCAAUGCAACCAGACCACUUCAAUGAGGUGAAGUGGUCUGGGUGCCUAGAGUGUCCGUUUAAAACAUUGGUUUAGUCACUAAAUAUUUUAGGUCACAAAAGUUAAGCUGGAAAAGUAGCUUUGUUGGAGAAGAUUUCCACUUUUACCAUUUAAGUGUCAAAAUGACAAUUCAAGUCCGUUCUUCACAAUUUCAGAUUUGGUUUAUAGUGUCUGUUCAGGACUAUAUCCCUUUACGUGAUCUGAAAAAUCGUGGCUCCUGCCCUCAUAGGCAAUACAUUGGAAGUAUGUUUGUGGGAAAUCCCGAUGCAUAUUUUAGUUCUUUAACUUUUGUUGUACUUCUAGUGAGAUGAGAAUAUGCAUGUUGCCUUUAUCUUGGCUUACAGUCUCUAUGGUGGGCCGUGUCCUUUCUCUUUCACCCUGACCUUGUAGUGGAGCUGUUGGAGGAAGACUAAUGCUGUGUUGUAUAUGAACUGGUUGCUCACCGCGAUUACGCUGGUUGGGAUUGUAGAGUUUGCCUUGUUAACCACUGCUUGCAUACUGGUAGCAGUUGUCCAGUGAUCUUAGGUAGACUUAUCCAGUUGCCAAGGACUGCAAGCUUCUCUAUGAUUAUCUAUCUUAUAUCUGCUGUUAUGACAUCUUGGGUCGCAGAUGUAGGUUGAAAAACAUCUGUAGAUAUACAAGGUCUGUCCAGAAAGUAUCCAGCCAUUGUUAAUAUAAUGAGAAUGUUUUGCGCAACAUCGAUGUAACCUGGCAGCCAAGGAGAAUGGACUGGAAUGCGCAUGCAUGACUACUUUACUGUACUAGUCAAUGGGGGUGCUAGACGUCGUUGAGUGAGUAUGUGUACUAUGUGGUCAUCACAUUGAAAAUAACUGAGCAAGUAGAGCAACAAAUCUGCAUUAAAUUUUGCGUUAAGUUUGAACAUUCCUCCGGAAACUAUUUGGAUGAUUCAGAAGGCUUUUGGGGAUGAUGCAAAGCAUGCAGUGUACAACAACUAGACCCCCUACAUCCCAAAUUUGGCAUCCUGCAACUUCUGGCUUUUCCCAAAACUAAAAUCACCUUUUGAAAGGGAAGAUAUUUCAGACCAUCGAUGAGAUUCAGGUAAAUACGACAAGGCAACUAAUGUAGAUUUUGCUUAGUGCUUUGAACAGUGGAAGAGAAGACUCUGGGAGAACUAUGUGAGGUCCCAACUUACUUUGAAGGGACCGAGGUGUCAUUGUCCUACGUACAAUGUUUCUUUUGUCUUGUAUCUUGAUCAAUGUCUCAAUUUUUCAUUUUAAAUGGCUGGUCACUUUCCGGACAGACCUCGUAGGCAGGGCAGGCCUUAGGGGUGUGCUAGCUUUGCCACCACAGUGGAGGGGCAGACCAGCUUCAGAUCAGCAUGGAAACAGGAAAGGAGGAAUGAAUAUUUGUUUUUAAAUCAUUAUUAUUUUAAUAAAUCCGCUAUAGAAUCACUUCACUCCUAUACACACACACUAUACAUGAAUGACGGGGGGCGUUGUGAAGAUUUUUCACACAGGGCGCCUAAGGCCGGCCCUGCUCGUAGGUUUUGGAAUAGCUUCUAACUCAUGACUGUUAUAUGAUUUCUGUAGUCAUUCUAAUUCCAAUUGUGACAUUAGCUUGACCAUGUUGAAACACUCUUUUGGUGUUAAUGUAGAUGAAGGUCUCUCUUAUUCAAUCAUAGUUCCCACAUACAUUUAUUGUAGCCCGUCACAUUGGGUCUGCUGUUGUAGAAACACUCAAGCAGGUGAAGGUUCCAACUUUGGAAUAGUUUGUUCUAGUAGCCCUUUUGUCUUCAGAUUGUCCUAGCAUCAGGGCCCACCACAGAUCAGAAUCCUUUCCAAAAAUAUGUGAAAUUAUAUGUAAAUGUUUGUGUGUGCAUCGAUCUCAGGCACACGUGGGUUAUCUAUUUAUUUUUGAAGGAAUGAAAGCGGCAAUGCAGGCUGAUCCCCAGAGAGGAAUUACCUGGCCUGCAGCCUUGAGGUGUCCAUUUGUAUGCGCUGUGUAUGAAAGUGAAUUUGAAUUCCACUCCCAGGAUUUCUGAAUAAUAAAGAUUUGUCAUUUUCCAUUAUUGGUGAAAUUGCUACACUCUGCUCUGUGCAGUUGAGACUUGGAGAUGGUCCUAUAAAAGUGACAUAAUGUCUGAGUAUUCUGGGCUGAUGAGGAUAACAAUGAAAAAGAACGGUCAUGAUUCAGAAGGUGCACACUGCAAUUUUAAUCAAUCUCAAUAGGAAACAUUUUGUGUUAUUUAUAUCCGAGUAGACGGAAUGUCUCAGUUGGAUUUCUUAUAUUAAGACGGCAAUGUUUAGAAGCUUAGUUUCCCAUGAUGCUCAGUUAGUCUAAAUGCAAGCUGGGAAUGCUGGGAAAUAGUGGCGGAACUUAAAGAGGGCCCUGGUGCAAGAAAUAUAUACAUUUUUUUUUUUUUUUUGUCCCCCUAUCGCAAGGAUGGGGAAUAAAGGAAUAUCCCCAUCUGUAGUACAACACCCACAAUGCUUUGCCAGCUGGGGAUCUGCCAGGGGUGUAUUUAGCACUGAGCAGUGUUUGUGUGUUUGAAUGUAAGCAUGUUUUUUGUAUAGAGCGUGUGUGUGUGUGUGUGUGUGUGUGUGUGAAUGUUGGAGUGUAUUUCUAUGUAGUGCUGUGUGGUUUUAUGUAUGUACUGUUGCCAUUUAAAAGCUGUGGUUUACUAGUGUGUAGUGCUUGUCUUUGAAUGUAGGGGUGUGUCUGUAUGUGGUGUUGUCGUUUGAAUGCAGAGGUGUGAUUGUGUGUAGUGUUGGAGUUUGAAUGCUGAGAUGUAUGCACAUAUACACUGCCACACAUAAACUGGUGCACAUGCAAACACACACUCAAUGACACUCAUACAGAUAUACAUGGGCAUACACAGACACAAAUAGAGACACUUGCAAAAUGUACACGUUUUAAGCCACCCCCCUGUUUCCUACCUUUUGAGUGCAGCAGGGUGGCUUCCUUGAGGUACAGUAGGAUGCUCUCCCAUUCCACACCCCUCCUCUAUGCCAUUUCCUCCUGCAUGGCUCUGUGUUAUCUGAAGAAAUGACCAGUUGUCACUCCCUCUCAGUGCUGCUGAGAUUACAGAAGCCCUGUUGCACUGUUAAAGGGUCACAGUGCAAAACCAGGCCCCUGGAAUAAUUUUUCCAUCGGGUCGCCCUACUUGCAUAGUCCACCCAAUGUGCCUCCUGAACAUGCGGGCCCUGCUGCAGCCGCACUGGGAAAUAUAGUAUAUAAUACAAGGUACCAUUACAUUUCCCUACAUCCUAGCCCAGCCAGAACACUGCAAUUAAAGUUGACGAAACCCACUGCUUCCCUGAUAUCGAAUACCAGUAAACUGAAUGUUCACAUGGAUUAAGCCAGCAUAGUGGCCAGGUCCUGUAUAGGCACACAAUCGCUGACUCCUCAAUGCACAAUAGGAUGACCUCUCAAGGCUAGAAAUUCAAAACAUGGUUUCAAAGCCCAACACUCCAAAGAGAAAAGUAAAAAGAUGGACUGCAGUUAAAACGUGUUUAUUAUCCAUAGAUUUGUAAAGCGCUGCAGAAUUUGUUGGCGCUUUAAAAUAAUAAUCAUUAUCCAAACAACGGAAGAGGUUUCUGCUCUCCUCCCGUCCUCUCGCCCCAUCACCUGUUCCCCCGAUCCUAUUCCCUCAUAUCUCAGCUGCACUCUGUCUCCCUCUCCUGCUCUUCCUCUCACUAAAAUUUUCAAUCUCACUUUCCUCCGGCACACUUCUUUCACCCUUCAAGCAUGCAACCAUAACUGCGAUUCUGAAAAAGCCCAACCUUGACCCCAAUUCCCCAUCCAACUACCGCCCUAUAUCGCUACUGCCAUUUGCCUCCAAGAUCCUUGAGAGAGCUGUGUCUGCGAGCUUGACAGACUUUCUCGAAUCCAACUCUCUGCUAGACCCACUUCAGUCUGGAUUCCACGCUCGUCACUCUGUUGAAACAGCUGUGACAAAAGUAUCCAACUAGUUAAUCGCUGCUAAAUCUCGCAGCCAUUACUCUAUCCUAAUUCUUCUUGAUCUUUCUGCUGCCUUUCACACUGUUGAUCAUUAACAGCUUCUUCUCAUUCUCUGUAAUCUCGGUCUACAGGAUACUGCUCUCUCCUGGUGCUCCACCUACCUCUCCCAGCGCUUUUUCAGUGUUUCUUUCUCUGGCUCUGCCUCUUCUCCCCAACUCCUCUCUGUUGGAGUUCCCCAAGGUUCUGUCCUUGGUCCCCUACUGUUUUCUAUCUUUACUGCCUCCCUUGGUAAACUCAUCAGCUUCUUUGACUUCCAUUAUCAUUUAUAUGCACAACUAUGUUGCAUAUAGGGAUCAACUGUAGAAAUAUAUAAAACAGAAGAGUUCCAAUUUCAGUCUUAAUGUGGGAGUUUUCAAAUGUCCAUAGCGAUUUUUGAUAGUUGUGACAGUAAGCUUUGUCUUUAUAUGUAUCCAACAGUAUAAAGUGGUGAAACUUAUUUCUAAGGUUCACAAUAAAACAUUGGUAUCUUGAGAAAGCUCGUUGGAACGAGCGAAACACGUAGAUCGUGUUUUUGGCGGGAUUUUUGAAUUUGGAGUGUGUACAGCAGUACCGGUUAUUUGGCGUUUCGUGAGGACUGAUCCGUGUGCACAGGACCGGUCCAGAAUUGAAUACCAACGGAGCGGUAACCAUUUAUCCACCAACCAAUACUCUGUAUUACCAAUGUUUUAUUGUGAACCUUAGAAAUAAGUUUCACCACUUUAUACUGUUGGAUACAUAUAAAGACAAAGCUUACUGUCACAACUAUCAAAAAUCGCUACGGACAUUUGAAAACUCCCACAUUAAGACUGAAAUUGGAACUCUUCUGUUUUAUAUAUUUCUACAGUUGAUCCCUAUAUGCAACAUAGGGGUAUAUUAACUAAGCGCUGAUACUGUUUUUUAUUUUUAUUUGUGUCAUAUAUGAUGUUUUAAAACUUGGGAAGGUUUUUGAAGUAUUUAGCAGCCUUAUGUAUUAAUUGUCUCUUGUGGAUGAAUUAUAUUUGGAGCAUUGGCGGAGAAAGUCCACUAUAUUAUAAGAAAUUUGCGCUCUCUGUAAACUUGCUUUUUUAUCAUUUAUAUGCAGAUGACACAUAAAUCUACCUGUCCUCUUCUGAUCUCUCUCUGCCCAUCUUGACUCGUGUCUCUGACUGCCUCUCUGCGAUUUCCAACUGGAUGGCUGCUCACUUCCUUAAACUCAACCUGUCCAAAAGACAACUUUCAUCCCUCAAGAGGUGCUAUUCCCAUGUUUCUCCCUCCAAGUCAACGGCGCCACCAUCACCUCUACCUCACAGGCUCGUUACCUAGGUGUUCUCUUUGACUCUGACCUCUCCUUCACUUCUCAUGUCCAGUCGAUCGCCAAAUCCUGCUGCUUCCAUUUCAAAAACAUCGCUCGCAUCCGCCCUUGUUUAACACCAGACGUGGCUAACUUGCUGGUCCAUGCCGUUGUUCUUUCUCGCCUUGACUACUGCAAUCCCCUCCUUAGUGGUCUUACGUGUUCCCAGAUUGCACCGCUGCAAUCUAUAAUGAAUUGUGGCGGCAAGGCUCAUUUUCCUGUUUGCCCGCACCUCCCCCCUCUGUCAGUCUCUACAUUGGCUUCCUGUUAGAUAUAGGGCUCAAGUUAAGAUACUGGUGCCUGCUUACAAGUCCCUACAUAAUGCUGCUCCAACUUACCUAUCCUCCCUAAUCAGGGGCGUAUUAGCCGCGAGGCAAACAAGGCAUUUGCCUUGGGCGGCAUUUUUCAGGGGGCGGCAAAAAAGCCGCCCCCCAAAUGCCCAGGGCAAAUGCCUAGUUAGCCUCGCGGCUAACAGACAUGCCGAGCGGGCAGCGCUGGGCGGGCAGGCGGCCGGCGAGGGAGCUCUUCCCCUGAGCGGUCUGCUCAGCUCCCUCGCGCGCCGCCAGCAGAGUGAGCCCGGGAGCCGGAAUAUGACGUCAUCUUCCGGCUCCCAGCCUCACUCUGCUGGUGGCGCGCGAGGGAGCUGAGCAGACCGGUCAGGGGAAGAGCUCCCUUGCCGCAGCCAUUGGACCCCAGGACCCCAGGGAGAGGAAGAACCCCCCCAGCAUUCCCAAAGGUAAGGAGGCUGGGGGGGUUAAAUAAAAAAAAAAACAACCCACAAGUGAGUGUGUUAGUGUGUGUAUGUUAGUGUGUGUGUGUGUGUGUGUGUGGAUGUUAAUGUGUGUAUCUGUUAGUGUGUGUGUGUGUGUCUGUGUGUGUGUUUGCCUGUUAGUGUGUGUUUGUUAGUGUGUGUGUGUGCGCUUGCCUGUUAGUGUGUGUCUGUUAGUGAGUGUGUGUUUCUGUUAGCUAGUGAAUGCGUAUAUGUCAGUGAAUGUGUGUGUGUGUAUUUAGAAGGCGGAGCAGGGGGGAAGGGUUGGGUGGCGGUUGCGCGGGUGGGGGUAACGCGGGGGGGUGCCUGAGUUUUGUCCUGCCUAGGGCAGCACAAAACCAGGAUACACCACUGUCCCUAAUACACAAAUAUGUCCCGUCGAGGCCCCUGUGCUCUGUCGAAGACCUACACCUAUCCUCUGUCCAUACUCCCACAUCUGAUGCUCGCCUCUAAGACUUCUCCAGGGCUGCACCUUUUCUGUGGAACUCCCUUCCAGUCUCCACUACUUCAAAAAAAUCUUUGAAAACACACAUUAAGGAAAGCAUAUCAAUUAAACUGUUAGCAGGUUUUCAUUCCCCCCCACCCCUGCUACACCUGCCCCCCCCGAUGACUCCUCUCCUGCAACUGUAAAAAAAUAUCAAGUUCUCAGUCUUGACUUUUAUAGCAACCUAUUUCAUUACACCUACUUAUACCCUUUGUGUAACUAUACCCCACUCCCUCUAGCAUGUAAGCUCACUGAGCAGGGCCUCAAUCCCUCUGUUACUGUGUCACUAUACCCAACUCCCUCUAGCAUGUAAACUCACUGAGCAGGGCCUCAAUCCCUCUGUUACUGUGUCACUAUACCCCACUCCCUCUAACAUGUAAACUCACUGAGCAGGGCCCUCAAUCCCUCUGUUACUGUGUCACUAUACCCCACUCCCUCUAACAUGUAAACUCACUGAGCAGGCCCUCAAUCCCUCUGUUACUGUGUCACUAUACCCCACUCCCUCUAACAUGUAAACUCACUGAGCAGGACCCUCAAUCCCUCUGUUACUGUGUCACUAUACCCCACUCCCUCUAACAUGUAAACUCACUGAGCAGGCCUCAAUCCCUCUGUUACUGUGUCACUAUACCCCACUCCCUCUAACAUGUAAACUCACUGAGCAGGCCCUCAAUCCCUCUGUUACUGUGUCACUAUACCCCCACUCCCUCUAACGUAGCAACCUCACUGAGCAGGGCCCUUAAUCCCUCUGUUACUGUGUCACUAUACACUCCCUCUAACAUGUAAACUCACUGAGCAGGGCCUCCAAUCCCUCUGUUACUGUGUCACUAUACCCCUCCCUCCUAACAUGUAAACUCACUGAGCAGGACCCUCAAUCCCUCUGUUACUGUGUCACCUCCCUCUAUGUAAACUGGCCCAGGGCCCUCAAUCCCUCUGUUACUGUGUCCCUAUACCUCCUUCUAACCUGUAAACUCACUAGGCAGGCCCUCAAUCCCUCUGUUACUUGUCCACUAUACCCCACUCCCUCUAACCUUGUAAAAGGCUCACUGGAGCAGCCCCUCAAUCCCUCUGUUACUGUGUCACUAUACCCCACUCCCUCUAACAUGUAAACUCACUGAGCAGGCCCUCAAUCCCUCUGUUACUGUGUCACUAUACCCCACUCCCUCUAACAUGUAAACUCACUGAGCAGGACCCUCAGUCCCUCUGUUACUGUGUCACUAUACCCCACUCCCUCUAACAUGUAAACUCACUGAGCAGGCCCUCAACCCCUCUAUUACUGUCACUAUACCCCCUCCCUCUAACAUGUAAACUCACUGAGCAGGCCCUCAAUCCCUCUGUUACUGUGUCACUAUACCCCACUCCCUCUAGCAUGUAACCUCACUGAGCAGGACCCUCAAUCCCUCUGUUACUGUGUCACUAUACCCCACUCCCUCUAACAUGUAAACUCACUGAGCAGGACCCUCAAUCAGGGCCGGACUGGGAGAAAAAUUCGGCCCGGGCAUUUUUUUAACACAGCGGCCCACUAAAAAGGGGGCGGGGCAGAGGAGGUGUGUUUUGUCACCAAUGACAGACACGCCUCCUCUCAAAGUGAGCAUGUUGGUUCAAUGCUCUUCCAGGGCAGACCAUACGCAGAGCUCUGCUGAAGAGCUCUAGCAUGAGAAAAAAGUCCUGUAUUUGUUUUGCACAGUGCAAGCAAAUUUAAUAACAUGCUUGCACUGUGUUUCCUUGCAACUUGUCUCUGGUGUCUCUAUAAAUGGAUACCAGGAGACAAAUGGGUCAGGAAAGAGUAUUGUGCAUGUGUUUUGGAGCCUGCUUGGGGUAUUGCGUGUGUGCAGAGUGAGCUGGUCGUGGUGUGGUAUUGUGUAAUAAGGUCGGUUUUAGUCGUGUUGUGUUUGUGGUGUAAUGUAAUGCAUAUGUGGCUAUGGGCUGUAGAGAAUGUGUGUAUUGGGGAUAUAGCAAGUGUGUGCAUACAGGCUAUAGUGUGUGUGUGUUUAGGGGUGUAGAAUGUGUUUGCUUACAAGGAAUCUAGUGUGUGUAUAGGGGAUCCAGAGUGUGUAUGUUAAAGGACCACUAUAGUACCAGGAAAACAUACUCAUUUUCCUGGCACUAUAGUGCCCUGAGGGUGCCCCCACCCUCAGGGACCCCCUCCCGCCCGGCUCUGGAAAGGGGUUAAAACUUACCUUUUUCCAGCGCCGGGCGGGGAGCUCUCCUCCUCCGAUCCGCCCCGUCGGCUGAAUGCGCACGCGCGGCAAGAGCUGCGCGCGCAUUCACCCGGUCGUAUAGGAAAGCAUUUAUAAUGCUUUCCUAUGGACGCUUGCGUGCUCUCACUGUGAUUUUCACAGUGAAAAGCACGCAAGCACCACUAGCGGCUGUCAAUGAACAGCUGCUAGAGGCUUUGGGGGAAGGCUUAACCCAUUGAUAAACAUAGCAGUUUCUCUGAAACUGCUAUGUUUAUAAAACAAUGGGUUAAACCUAGAAGGACCUGGCACCAAGACCACUUCAUUAAGCUGAAGUGGUCUGGGUGGCUAGAGUGGUCCUUUAAGAGUGUAGUGUGUGCGUGUAUACAUAUAUAUAUAUAUAUAUAUAUAUAUAUAUAUAUAUUUGGAAGUAUUGUGUAUGUUUGUGGUGCAGUGUGUUGGGGGGUUCUGUGUGUAUGUGAGGGGUGCAGUAUGUGUGUGUGAUGGGUGUGAGAGUGCCGUGUGUGAGUGAUGGGUGUGAGAGUGCCGUGUGUGAGUGAAGGGUGUGAGAAUGCUGUGUGUGAGUGAUGGAUGGGAGAAUGCCGUGUGUGAGUGAUGGGUGUGAGAAUGCUGUGUGUGAGUGAUGGGUGUGAGUGUGCUGUGUGAGAUGGGUAUGUGAGAUGGGUGUGAGAUUGCUGUGUGUGUGUGAGUGCUCUGUGAGAGUGAUGGGUGUGAGAGUGCUGUGAGAGAAUGCUGUGUGUGAUGGGUGUGAGAGUGCUGUGUGUGAUGGGUGUGAGAGUGUUGUGUGUGUGUGAGUGCUCUGUGAGAGUGCUGUGAGUGUGAUGGGUGUGAGAGUGCUGUGUGUGGGAGUGCUGUGUGUGAGGUGCUGUGUGUGAUGGGUGUGAGAGUGCUGUGUGUGAGAGUGCUGUGUGUGAUGGGUGUGAGAGUGCUGUGUGUGAUGGGUGUGAGAGUGCUGUGUGAGAGAGAGUGCUGUGUGUGAUGGGUGUGAGAGUGCUGUAUAAAUGUUAUUGUGUGUAUGUAGGGGGGGUAAAUAAUAAAAAAAAAACAGGUAUUAUUCCCCCCCUCCCUUCUUACCUUUAGCCUGGGAGGGGGGGACCGGCACGCUGGGACUGGAGGCGGGGAGGCAGUGUUCCCUGGUGGUCCUCGUGGGUGAGUGAACUCCUCGCGAGAUCCGGUCGUUGCCAUGGCAACGCGUCGGAUCUCGCGAGAGGAUCCCGGCGGAGCCGCAAAUUAGAGCUCCGCCGGGUCCUCUCUCCAGCCUGGCUGGCUCCCUCCCUCCCUCCCUCCCCUCUCUCCCCGCCGGCGGCCGCAUGUGGGCCGGUCAGGGAGAUCUUUGAUCUCCCCACCGGCCCGUCGUGGCAAACAGCGGGGCCGGCGCUAGGAGAGUGCCGGCCCUGCAUAGACCGGCAGGGGAGAUCCUGGGACCUCCCUGCCGGCCUCGGCCCCACGGCCACCGCGGCCCACCGGGCAUUUGCCCGGUGUGCCCGAUGGCCAGUCCGGGCCUGCCCUCAAUCCCUCUGUUACUGUGUCACUAUACCCCACUCCCUCUAACAUGUAAACUCACUGAGCAGGGCCCUCAAUCCCUCUGUUACUGUGUCACUAUACCCCACUUCCUCUAGUAUGUAAACUAACUGAGCAGGCCCUCAAUCCCUCUGUUACUGUGUCCCUAUACCCCACUCCCUCUAACAUGUAAGCUCACUGAGCAGUGCCCUCAACUCCUCUGUUCCUGUAGGUCCAGUUGUCUGGUUACGAUUAAAUGCCUGUUAGUCCACCCGUUGUACAGCACUACAUAUUUUGCUGGCACUAUAUAAAUAAUAAUAAUUGUGGCAUUAUCAAUUUUAAUUUUUGUUCAUUUAUUUAUUUUCCUUGUGCUGCUGUACUUUCCUCCCAUUGUGUUUAUCUAGAAAUGCUAAGUGCAUUUUUACAAUGUUGCAGAUCUGGAUCCAUAUGGGUUGCUUGCAAGCAGCUAUUCUUGGAAAACAUACUUUGGCAAGCACACGCAGGCACCAUCCAGUGUCCAUUCUGCUAUUGGCUUGUUUAUCAUAGAUCAUGCGAUAACGCUGCAUAACUCACACAUGUAUCUACAGGGCUCCCUGGAAGGAUUACAUCAUUAAGCUCCUAUCAAUAACAACCAAAGUCACAGGAUGAUUAAUACUUUCAUAUGCGUGAAAGUGUUUAUUUAGACACAGAAAUACACAUGUGAUAAAUGCACGUAAUGUCCUUGUCAUUAACUAAAUCCCUAACGCUCAGAGCCACAAUGUCACAUGUACAGCUUUAGAGGAAACAGAAGCAGAAAAAAAUAUCUUAAAUGUCCUAGUUUAGUAUUCUAAGCAAAUCGACAUAACCUCUUUACUUAUAUACAGGAUAAGGCAUGCCACUAAAAAAACAAGAGGUACAAACGGAUACAUAGUUUACCCCACCUAUGGCAGCUUUCAGCAUGUUCUGCACUAUUAAUACUUCUAUAAAAAACAUCUGUUUCUGUUAAAAUCUUAUCCAGGCAUGCCUAUGUGUAAUUUUGUGAGAACGCGUAAGAAGUGGUUGAGGAUUCCAUGAUUAAAGAAAAGGUCAUGUUGCACUCUGUGCAUCAGAUAUGUUUAUAUUCUCCCCUAUAUGUUUCCCUAAAUAUGACAUGUUCUUACAGAAGAGAACAUGCAAUGGGGUGGGGGAGGGGGGUCUGAUAGGCUUGCUAGAACCAUUGACAUGAUGUUGAAAGCAGUGUUUUCAUGAAAGCGAGAAUUACUAGAGAUUGGGUGUGGAAUAUUUAUAUAGAGAAUGCAGAAACCUGAAUAAAUAUUGCUCUUACAACAAAGCGUAGAAGGUAUCCCCGACAUCAAUAGCCUUGUAGUGGGUGACGUAAAGUCUUAUACUGGAACUAAUAAUUCAUAGAAUGUACAUAAAGUUGUCCUGAAUAAAACAGGUAGAAUAAGUCCGGAAAUGGUUUUAUUACUAGGUAGGAAGACGUGGGUGUGUGCAUGCGUGUGAUUUAUUAGACAAACAAACCUGCUGAAACUUGAGUGAAGAAUUAAAAAAAAAUCUACAGACUCUUUUUAUUUUCAAUUUUUUUUAAAUGUAUUUAUUGACUUUGGUCUUUCUUAAUUUUUAGAAGGAAAUGACAGAGAGAAUCUGCCACUGACCUAUUGAUCGGCGCUAAUUUUACCACUUGGUGGACAAUACUCCGAUAUCAUGUUGAACAAUUAAUGCGAAAUUGGAAUCUUUCAAGAGCCCUUCCAAUCAAUGUGAAUUCCUAAAUUUCAACCAAGAACCAAAAUCCGUGCCUAGUCCUCGAUUCACAAGUGCAUCCAGCAACAGCGGGAAAAAGGAGAACUAUAUUUAUUUAUUUAUUCCAAAAAAAGUCUAAAAAAAACCCGUGGUGGUCAUGUUCCUUCCCUGGGAAUAGGAGACUUGGAAUGUCCGAAGUGAAUGUUUUUUGGUGACUACCGAAGUCCUGCGGAUGAUGGACAAUGUACUCUAAACCCGUUUUGAUUAUGUGCCUUAAAACUUUGUAAGAAUCUACUACGAUGAUGGACAUCCCUAGCGAAGCCUUAGAAUUGUCUCUUGUUUACUUGUGUCUUUACAGAGGUGGAAAAUGUGUAAAUCUUAAAGUGUAUAUAAACUUUCUCAAUAUACUUUCAAUUCCUGAAAAAUUUGGCAUUUUAAACAAGCUGAAAAUUAUGGACCAAUUUACUGGGAUAAAAACUGAACAGUUGAACUGUCUUUGCUUUUUAUUUCAUGAUAUCUGGACCAGUUUUAACUCAAAAAGCAGUAUCUAGAGGUAAAAUGACCCUAGAACGCAUCUCACUGGUUUGAGUUAAUUGUGAGUUAAUGAGCCAAUUAUCUAUGUCUGUCUGUUUUUGUAAAAUUGUUUUCAUAUGUUAUUUUACAGGAACACUGUGUUUGUUACAAUUAACCUGAAAACAUCAUAUUUUGUAUAUGUUUUCACACAAGAAACAGAAAUUACGGUUUGUCUUCGUUUUUUUUUUUUUAUUUCCCUCUCCAUCCUCUCUAUUGUGGGUGAACCGGGGAAAGUGAGCUCCUGUAAGCAGUGCGAAUCAGGCUGCUGCCACUGAUCCAAACAGUUAGACCGACCAACUGCUGUCUGUAGAGCACUCAGGAAAUACAUUAGGGGUUUAUCUAUUACACAAAAAAAUGUGGGAACUUAAAAGGAUAUACCAAAUUGUACGUUGCAGGACUUCAAUAGUCUGGCCUAAAAUGUACAAUUCUUUGUUGGUUCUGUUCAUAUCUUCGUUUAGUGAAGAGCCCUAAGCAGAGUUUAAUCGAUUCCUAAAACCAUAAUGGAACACUAUAUAGGGUUUAUAAAAAGCUGCAAUAACUAGCUUUCCAGGGUUAAGGGACCUGGUACACUGCACCAAGACCACUUCAACGAGCUGGCUAUAGUCUGCCUUUAAAUGAACACUAUAGAGUAAGGAACACAUAUGUAUUCCUGACCCUAUAGUGUUAAAAACACCAUCUACCCCCCUCCCCCCCGGCCUCAUCCCUGCCUCCCUAAAUAUAGUAAAAUAUUACUUUUAUUGUAGUCUGCUGCUGCUGGCUCUGCGCCUGAUCUGCCUGCUUGGCUGACAUCAUCAUCAGAAGUGAUCUCAGCCAAUCACAAUGCAUUCCCAUAGGAUGUGCUGAGACUGUUAAAGGAGGCAGAUCAGGGGCAGAGACAGUAAAAGGCAAACACAACCCUGGCCAAUCAGCAUCUCCUCGUAGAGAUGCAUUGAAUCAAUGAAUCUCUGAGAAAAGUUCAGUAUUUGCAUGCAGAGGGUGGAGACACUAAAUGUCAGUCACACUGUGCAGCACUGCCCCAGGAAACACAUCUAGCAGCCAUCUGAGGAGUGGCCAGUGGAGACUGUAAUGUAAACACUGCAUUUUCACAAACACAAUGUUUACACACAAAAAACUGAAGGGAAUGAUUAUAUUAACCAGAACAAAUACAUUAAAGGACCACUAUAGGCACCCAGACCACUUCAGCUUAAUGAGGUGGUCUGGGUGCCAGGUCCAGCUAGGGUUAACCCUUUUUUCUAUAACCAUAGCAGUUUCAGAGAAGCUGCUAUUGGCAGCCGCUAGAGGCGCUUGCGUGCGUCUCAAUGUGAAAAUCAGAGUGAGAAGACGCCAGCGUCCAUAGGAAAGCAUUGAUAAUGCUUUCCUAUGAGACUGGCUGAAUGCGAGCGCGGCUCUUGCUGUGCAUGCGCAUUAAUCCGAGGAGGAGGAAGAGAGUUCCCGCCCGGCGCUGGAGAAAGAGGUAAGUUUAACCCCUUCCUCACCCUAGAGCCCGGCGGGAGGGGGACCCUGAGGGUGGGGGCACCCUCAGGGCACUAUAGUGCCAGGAAAAUGAGUAUGUUUUCCUGGCACUAUAGUGGUCCUUUAAGCUGUAGUUAUUCUGGUGACUAUAGUGUCCCUUUAAUAUAUUUGAAAGCACAUAGCUAUAACCAUUAUAGCCUUACAGGGCAGAAUAUGUUAUGGGAACCUGUAUUACUAACAUUAUAGUGCCCCUAUCCUAUCUUUCCUAUAAAUGUAACAAAAUAAAAGCAUUUUAUUCCCUUUUUCCAGUGCUGAGACUCCCUCUGUGCUGCUUGCCUUUUUGCCUUCUGUGACAUCAUUGAGAAUGUAUGAUCUCCUCUGGUGUCCAAUCCAAUGCUCCUCUUAGAGAAGCAUUGGCGACCUGAUGUGCAUGCGCCUCAAGCACUGUGCAUGCAUCCGAAGUUUCAGAGGAAAGUAUUUAAUUUUGGGCUUUCCUAGAACUUUGAAUGUCAUGUGACUGACUUUGACUCUGUCAGUGCGAUGGAAGCACCUCUAGUGGCUGUCAGGAAGACGAUCAAUAGAGGUGGAUUUACCCUGCAAUGUAAACAUUGGUUUGUUUGUUUUUGUUUUUUUAGAGACUGCAAUUUGCAAUGUUUUACAUUGCAGGGAUAAACUGACAGAAUCACUGCAACUACAGUGGUCCUUUAAUAUUCACCAUCGUUCUUCUUUAAAAUAACAAACCAAGGUUUCCUACACUGCUCGAACAAGCAUCUUUUCUGUAGGUUAAUACUGCCUGAGGAUGGUGAGAUUUGUAGUACAACCUCACGCACUAGAAUUUUCACUAAAUUGUGAAUUAUGUGAAAUUCAAAGUGAAUUUUAAAAAUAUUAAUAAUUUGAUCGGAAUCUGCUAACUUAGAUAAUAUGGUUAGUCUACAUUAUAUCAAGUAUGCAAAUUCUUUAAAGUAAUUAAAGUACAUGAAUCCAGCUAUUUUGGUCCAAAAUAUUAUAUUCACUUUGAAUUCCCAACAUAUCACACUUUGAUGAAUAACUAUCAAUGGACUGCGUGUCAGGUAAAUCUGGUAAAUUUUAGCUGUAAUUCUACCCUGUGAUACUAUGAGGUUGUUUUAAAGGCUUGCAAACUUGGUGGAUAAUUAAG
This is a messenger RNA of Pelobates cultripes (western spadefoot toad), 61078 nucleotides long. The record is from the annotation of a GenBank genome assembly. NCBI's taxonomy places the organism in Eukaryota, Metazoa, Chordata, Amphibia, Anura, Pelobatidae.